Molecule: messenger RNA, 48941 nt
Organism: Xyrichtys novacula (pearly razorfish)
Lineage: Eukaryota; Metazoa; Chordata; Actinopteri; Labriformes; Labridae
Source: the annotation of a GenBank genome assembly
AUGUAUAUAGACGCGUUCAAACGGAUCCUCUUUGAAAGGCUCAACUGCUUGAAGAGGAUGUGUGUGUGUCAGCGCCAGGGCAGGUCAGUAUUUCCCCCUAAAUAUGAGAAAUUUGAUAUUCUGUUUUGUGUGUGUGUGUGUGCAUGUAAACCAAUCAGCCAGUGUGUGAGUAAGUGAGAGUGAUGAUGGAGGCAGAUUUAAGGGAUAAGGGUGUCAUUUUGACAGUUGAAGUUUACCUUUGAGAACAGCAGGUGGUCAUGCAUGUGAGUGUGUGUGCGCUUGUGUGAUCAAGUGAGGCACUAAUCAGGUUUGAAAAGUUUGUUCGGAUAUUUUAUUUUUAAAUCUAAGGUGUUAUUUUUAUCCUGUUUCAUCUCCCGCUGCAGAAUAGAAAUCAUAGAAGUCAGAUGGAAACAGGUAGUGCAUGUUCUUUGCACCUCAGUCCAUGUUCCCACUCUGCACUCUGACUUGCAAAAUGUAUAAUGUAGUUCCCAGCCAGGUGUGCGUGCACGCAUGUGUGGAAGUGUCUCACAGAUGUGUGUGUGUGUGGGUGGGCUGUUUGUUUAGGGCGUGUCCCUGUUUUCAAGUGAUGGAUGUGUGACCCUGACUUAAUGGUGUGCGUUGCUCUGAGUUUUGAGAGCAGUCAAGGUUAUGCUGUUAUUAUUAUGAAUCAUUAAUUUGUUGGAAGGAAGCGAGGCAGAGACAUGUGGUGCGUUUGAGUGUCCACACAUGCUCUCAUGCUGCUCUGGACCUCACACUGUUUGUUUUUCUCCUCUGUCUCAUCAUGUAUGGGCCCCAGCAGCUCCUGAUUUGCACUACAACUAAAAAAAAAGGCCAUUUAUUCUGGGUCUGUCGUCCUCUCAUAUCAAUUCUCAGCACAAGUUUGAACUGACAGUAAGUGGAAAUACAUGUCUGGGUACGAACAUGACUCUCCUCAGAGUGGAGGAUGAAGUGAGGUGCGUUUCUCCUCUGUCAUAGUAAUGCACGUCAGCUGGGACUACUUGAUUGUCUAAUUAUGUACCUCCUGUGUCCUUCGGCUUCAUGCAUAUUCAUACUGCUUUUAAAGGUGUGGUGAAAACAAAGUGCGCACGUGUGUGUGGAUCAUGUGUAUAUGGAGGUGGUGGGGGGGGCAGGGUCUGUUAUAUGUGUGUGUGUGUAUGUGUGUGCAUGGCAGUUUACCCUUGACAGGGCAGGGCUACGCAGGCACAUUCUCCCAUCUGUGGUCCAAACCUUUGCUCCCAGCCACUGCAUUUGGAUUCUGCAGUUGUACCCUGCUCUAUUCUUAGUUCCCAGCAGUUCAUGUGGAGUCUGAUGUGUAAUGUUAACAACAACAACAACAACAAUAUUAUCAUACCGGGGCUGUGCUUGACUCAUUUCAUCACUGAGACGAGUAACAAAAAUGCCCCAAAUUUAUUACAGCCUUAAUGAGUGUCAAAGAGUCGGUUCGCUGAUUUAGCAACCAAACUUUGACUUGUUCCAUCUUUAACAUAGGAGUAACCCACUCAUCAUAAACAUACUGUAUGUUACAGGUGCCACAUGACUACUAUAUCAAAACAUGAUGGCAAAUCAUAACAAUAGCUAUAUAGGGUGUUCGCCAAAACUAGCAAAGUGUUAACAGUGGGGAUGUUUGGAGUUUAGGCAGCUGAUUUGGCAUCAUUCAUUCAUUCAUUAGUUCAUUUAUUUAUUUAUUAAGACCUGAAUGCCAGGCCUGUUGUGCCUAAACCUCCCACCACUAGCUGGAGCUGUGGUUAAUGACUAACUGAUUACGUUUUUAAGUAUGUUGUUGCCAUAGACUUUAUGGACAACUUGGUUCCGCCUUCCACCAGUAUUACAGAUUUGAAGCUGAAAAGCUCUCGGUAAUUCUGCGUUUUUUCUCCAUUUCCUGAAACCGAUAUUGCGCAGUAGCGUUGUACACACCCCACCACUUGCGCAAUAGCGUUUAACGCAUUUGGCGGGAGAGUCGCCGAGAGUCGCUGUGAUGACACUCGGCUCACACAGCGUAUCCCCCAGGUGAACUACGCAAUUAUGACCUAUACUGCAGCCCGCCGCCAGAGGGUGCUGUUCUUGGAGUGGCUUCACCCAGCGAGGAGGCAGACUCUGUUCAUUCUACAGACAGUCUAUGGUUGUUGCUUGACAUAUUUUGAUUUUGAAAAUGGAGGAAAAGUUCCAUAACAAACCCAGACAUUUGGAUGUUCAUGCGUAGCAAGGACUGAUAGCUCUGCUAACAUUGGCCACUCUUUGAAAACCCUUUGACAAUGUCUGCUCAUGGAAUCUGUGAUCCUGUGUUUAGUUUUUAAAUUUUACUAAGUUUUGACCCUUGUAUAGUGUCUCCCUACCUUUUAAAGUAGUCGAUUGUUGGAAUUCACUUCCUGUUUAAAUGACAAGCAAAUGAGGCGCUUCAAAACUUUUCACAUACUCUUUUAUGUUCAGGAAAAUGGAAAAUGCUUAAGAAAGAAGCAGCUCAGACUAAAGAACAAAGGUUUCUUUUUUAGACAGCUGUUGAAAAUUAGAAAAUAUGAACCUCUUCAUUUGCGAACACUUCAUGUUUUUGUUCACUGUGAUAUUUUUACACUGUAUUAGCCCUGAAAACCGCUGUAUUGAUUUCUACUUUCAAGUUAACAUGCAAAGCCUGUGUAACACAUCAAUGUUAACUGAGGCUGGAAGCAGGAUAUGAACAGGCUGAGUCAUGAAGGACACAACAUAUAGGGUCUCGCUCACACUAUGGCAAUAUAUUGAGUCAUCACCCGAUGUACUGCGAGUGUGAUACAUAUUGGUAUUGCCCCGUUCUUGCCAAUACUCGCCCUUCUGCUUGUAUGCGCUGAGAUUCAGUUUGGAUCGGAUAAGCCUCCGUUAAGUGGUUAGACUCUGACUGAGGUUGCGAAUCAAUAACUAAUCAAUGAUGGUGUGAGGACUUACAAUUUACACUCUGCCAUAUUUGAAAUGUCAAGACGGCAAUGAAUCCAUGUAUCCUUGAGUUAGAUGUGAGUUGGACAACUGGGAUCAAUAUCAGGUGGUGAGACAGGCAGGCAGGAGCGGGUGAGGGUCACCUUCACCCAUCCCUACUGAAUCAGCAGUAUCUCUCUUACACACACACACACACACUCACGCACACGCACUAAGGCCUGCUUAGGUUACCAAGCUGCGACCUCACAAAAAUGCUCAUUAUAGUGAUCUGAACCUCCCCCCAUUUCCCUAUGAAUAAUACAUUUUGUUAUUAUGAUUUCCGCCAGUCUUUAUAAGGUUACCACUCCCAGCUCUGUGUCCACUCUAAUGUUCUAUUCCUCCCUGCUUCUAGUCCGUUACUGCUUCUAUUUUCAGCAUCAUCUUCUGUAUAAUUUUACCUAAUUUCUUCCUGCUUUUUUUCCCCCCAUUUCCAUCUCUCUUAUCCGUCAUCUCUGUUGAGACGCUGAUCUGCUCUGUUUAAUUAAACUGCUCCCUCCUCCAGAUGAGGGUUCAUCUCUGAUCGCGGCGAGGAGUGUAAUGCGUCCUGGCAGAUUGAGUAAGAUGACCUGUUGUUGGUACAGCCGUGGCGUUCCUCAGAAGAGCGCUGUGUACACAACAUGCCCCGCUAAUACGACCCCCCCUGCCUUAGCCUUGAUCCCCUGACGUUCACAGAUACCGUUUUCAACUAAAGAGGACAUCACUAAGCUUGUGUUAUACUAUCAGGUGUGUGUGUAUACGGGUGUCACUUUAAUUCUCAAUACUCUUUUAAUCUUACACUAAGUCCACAUCAACACGAGAGCUGCUCUGAUAUCAAAUAGAUUGUGGAUUUAUCGAUGACGUGCAGAGAGAAGUGACUUUUCCCGUCCCUGUAUUCUUAUCAGCUUUUUCAUGUAUACUUAAUAAUGAGUCGAGUCUUUCCGUGCGUGUGUGAUAGAGGGAGACAUUUUGUGUUUUGCAACCCACAAGCAUUUAAUCUUUUAUUUUUAAAUCUGCCUCUGCUGUCUGUUUUGUGUCGAGCACUCUCGUGCCCUAGAUUUGGGAGCGAGUGAGCAUCAGGGAGCUUUAUUGCACCCCACGUUGCUCGUACAGUGUCGGUGUAAAUAUUUGGCAGGAGAGGUCAGAGCAUGGAUCUCAGAUAAGAGUGAAGAGUCAGGCUGGGACAAUACCACUGUGCCCUUUUUAUUUCGGUCUGUGUGCCGCUGCGCUGUCUUUGAGUUUAGAUGAAUUAAAGGUCAGCUGUUAUUUAAGAUGCCUUACUUGUCUCACCUCCAACACCACCAGUGGGAGGAUGCAGAGAGAGUAGGAGCAGUGUGCUUCACCACAGGUCACAGUGAAGUCCUGCGCUCUGCACUAAAUACCUGCUUUUUAAACAGAGGAGUAUUGUAGGCGAUGUGUUGAAUUCUUGUAAAGUUUUCAGUCUUUAGAUAAAAGUCUAAAUAAAUCAAGUUAUAAAGAUUUUCAUCAUGUAGUUAUUGUCUAACAUCUCUGAUGGAAAUGAACUUUUAGGCUCUCUGAGAUUUGAGCAGCAUUUCACACUUAAAUCUUAACAAACGUGCUGUAGAGAGCUUUUUUUUUCACAAUUUAUAUUUUUAGUUUAUUGAUUUGUGGGUCUGUUGAGAUUUGUGUGUCUACAAUUUUAGUCAGAGUUUCACAAAGAUUGGUUAUCAGAGUUUGCUGGAAAUCUUUGGCUGUUGGUCAUGUGUUGAAUUUGUACUGACUCUAGGGUUGUCAACAUAUCAGAUUAUCAAUUUAUGAUUAUUGUGGCCAUGAAAUAUCACGAUAAUGAUACUGUCAAUAUUUGUGGCAAACUUUAAAUUUAAACAACAUGGUGAGUGAAGCGAGGAAAGACAAGAUAAGGGUGGAGAAACAUGAUACAUGUUCAUAAAUUAGACUUAUAAACACAGUUAACAGACACGUCAUUAUCAAUUUUAAUGAUAUUCAUAUUUCUGAUUCAUCCAAAUCUCUGGCUGUGCAUCUGAAACUCCUUUAGAAGAGACAUCCCCAGAAAAUGAAAGUUUUUUGCUGCUUUUAUUUCGACAUUUUGUUUAAAUUGUAAAACUGUGCUUUUAUUUUGAAGUAUUUUGAAGCUAUUGUGAGUCACAGAACUGAAUAAAAACAGUUACCUGAAGAGGCAGGAGCUCUGACGUUACAUUUGGAUUGACAGUAAAUCAUAAAACAUCAUCUACAAUAGAGCUGCUUUGUAUUAAUUCACAGGCUGUCGGCUGUUUCUUCUUUGUUUCUCCUCCAUUUUAUGAAGUGUGGCAGCGUUAAAGACCUCAGCUAUGAACUCACGGUCUUAUCGUUCGGCUAUUUUUAGCACAAUACCAAUAGAUCAUAUUUUAAUAAGGCCAGUUACAGCUAAUAAUGUAUUGACUUCAUUGAUUAACUGAUAGUGGACUGGAUAGUGAAUGGGCUUAAUUCCAAAGGUAUUGAGAAACAACACCUGGGAAUUUACAAGAAAAAGUCAUCUAUCUUCAUGAUUUUUGAUGUUUUAUUCUCUGUGGAACAAUAAAUAGUUUCUGUCCUUGUCUGUUUCACUGCAGCAAGUGUUCAAUGAUCAUUUUCUUCUACUUGUGGAUGAAUGUGCAGCAGCUGCGCACAUGCUCAGUAGAAACUCCAUUAUCUUACCAGUGUUCUUGUUGACUUUAGUCCGGCUUACAAAGAACUUGACGUCUUUUUUAGUUGUUUAUUCAGAGUGUGUUUGUAGAGAGGCAAACAAAUGCAGCUGUUUUGCAUUCUGCUCACAUUGUAGCUGACAAAACACAAAGUCAGUCCAUCAAUAUUCUCCGAAAUUCACUGUUUGGAAAGACAACUGCCCUGAACUUUGAGUCAGCGUGCAUAAAAUACCAAACACACUUACAUAAAUUCAUGGAGCAGUCUAGCUGAGCUAAUUGAACAGGCUAAUUUUAUUAUCGCAGAUCUCAUUUGGAGCGGAAAGACAAUGUGGACGACAGAGCGAGCAUGACUCAAACAAGUCAAAGCAACAGAAGCUUUCAGAGGCUUUAAACUCGACCCUGCUGCUCAGACACUGGGGGUACAGCUGUUCAGCGACGGGAACAUUUAGAGAAAGAUCAUCAGGCGGAGUUGAAUUAGAGCAACAUCUGACUGCAAAAGCUGAUUGUGUUAAAGUUUCUUAUCUUUGAAGUUUCUCUCAAACUCCGGCCCGCGGUCAAAGCCGAUUAUGUCAGAGAGCGGUCCACCAGCUGAGAGACGGCUUUGAUGGGGAUGAGGGCCGGCAUCUAGAUAGACAUCAGGAGCACAGGGCGGAUCAGGAGAGCUGACAGUCACUGCUCUCACCACAAAACCUCAAUAAUGUUACCGAUACAGAGAGGAUCUAUCAGAAAAGGUGAUUUCACUGACAAACUGAGAGUCACGUUCAAGUUAAAGGAAUAAUCUUUAAAUUCUCAGACAUGUUGUACUUGCACCAGAGCGACUUUUUACCCACAAUCCUCUUGCUCCCUCAUCUUAAUUGAUGUGUUUUGCUCACGCCCUGUUUUUCAUGAAGGUCUUUCAAGAUGCUCUGCACCCCAAUGUCAAGUGCUAUUCCCUCAUGUUCUGCUUGCCUUGCUUCAAGUUGACUUUGAAUAAUUGAGCUCCAUGGCAAAGCUCAUCUGUGUAACUUUAAUAAAUUAUCACCCCCUGAGAUUCCAACCUGAAAUAACUGCUUAGUUAAUUUGUCCUGUAAUAAAGAUAUUUUGCUCCAGACUGGGAGCCAGCGGGGAUAAAAUGGCCCUAGCUCUUUCAGACUAAUCACUGGGAGGCAUGAAAAGCACAGGACCUUAAAUCUUUGCAUUGUCACUGCUGCACUUGGGUGUUUAGUUUGUUAAAGUGAAGCUUAAAUCACAGUUGUACUCUCUUUUAAAAGGAAAAAAAAAAAACUUUUAUGCUUAAUUAACUGAGAACAGUGAGUGUUCUCCGGAUAAAACAGCCAUGCGUUUAUGCAAUUCAGAGCUAAAAGGCAUAUGUCAACCAGAAAACACGAUGUGGCGCAGCUGUUCAUGCCACACAGAGUCACAAUAGCCUCGAGCUUUUGCUUUGUGCUUUAAACAAAAAUGGUGAGGAAAUAAAAAAAAAAAUCGCCUCUCAGAAUAGCCUGGAAGUCAGGGGUGUGUGUGUUUGCCAUUGACAGAUUGCUGUGGUUUGAAGUUACACUGAAAGGCUGUGGUUGGAGGCUUUAGAGAUUCUGAGCAUGUCUCUGGUGGAGGGGAGAAGUCAGUGAAACGGGAUCUGUGUUGGUCAGCUCUUUGCUGACCUAAAGGUCAGAAAUCUCAAUUGAGCUUUCUUUUUAUAGGCUCCGAUAUCCUUGAAUCCAUACAGUGUGUCCUCUACAGGAGAUCUAUCAGUUUUAUUGUCGGCUCCAUAAUUCUUCCUGAGCAGUAUACAUGUUGUAUUGGACCAUGUGGACACGUGGCUCUAUGGACUUUUGGCUGGUCCAUCAUUUUGGUCUCAACUGAGCAUCUCAAAAAUGGUUUGGCUGAUCUCCAUUUUGGUUAUGUGUUAACAUUAAUAUUCCCCAGAAACUCCUGAUUUGUUUGUUUCCUACCCAAAGUUUUUAAUUUUAAGAUAUUUCCAAGGUGCUGUCCAACAUGACUAUGGUUUUAUUUAGGCUCAUAGACUGUAUAUACUAUGGACCACUUGGUUCCACCUUCCACCAGUAUACGGAAGCCGAAAAGAUCUUGGUAUUUCCGCGUUUUUUCUCCAUUUCCUGAAACCAACAUUGCGCAGUAGCAUUGUGCGCAUUUGGUGGGAGAGUCACUGAGAGUUGCUGUGAUGACGCUCAGCUCAAACAGCGUAUCCCCUGGGUGAGCUACGCAAUCUUCGUACGCCCAUAGGCUGUAUUAAGUGUCAAUCAUAGAAAACAUGAACCCCCUAAUAACUUUUAAAAAUGUAGCUCCACAGAAAAAAGAGGACUUGAGCACAAACCAGUCUUACAGUAACUACAUGUCAACAUUGCAAGCAGGGGAGAGAAAAAUUUAUAUUCUGUGUAAUAACUUUCUAAAGUUUGACCACAGCUCCAUAGGGAUUGCUGGGGGAGGCGGGAUUUAUGACCUAUGCUGCAGCCCAUCACCAGAGGGUGCUGUUCUCGGCGUGGCUUCACCCAGCGAGGAGGCAGACUCUGUCCAUUCUAUAUACAGUCUAUGUUCAGAUUUCACAAGUCACAUUAAAAAUACUAAAUGUUUCCUCUGUGUGGUCCGGCUUCUGGCUUCAAGACAAGACUGGAGGUCACUAAAAAAGCGAUAUAUCCCAUCAUGCAUUGCAGUGAGAUUUUUUUUUUCAUUGUUAAAAAUUCUAUUUUGUCUUGUACUUAAAUUAACUUCUGUAAAUAUUAAAAACUUUUAUGUUGCAUCACUAUCAGGUAAUAUUUACUUAAAAAAUGUAUAAAAUCACCAAUAAUCCGAACUUCAUGUUAGGACAAAACGUGCUCAGUUACAAAGCUAGUACACACCUUCCUGAUUCGUCGAGAUCUCUUCGUCACCAGCUCCUCCUCAGCCUCACUGGGUACCUAAACCUGUGUUUCACGUACACACAGUGAAACGAGCUCGCAGGGCCAGUUUGUAGCAUCAACACCAACAGCAGGGAGCGAGCAGAGCGGUGUCAGGGUGUGUCUGCGGUGGGACGAGUCCGGGCUUCAGCAGACCUGACAGGCUGUGGCUCAUUAAACCCCCGUCAGAUGCAGGAGGUCAAGAUAACAACAGCUACAGAGCGGGCGACACGCUCCUCCUCCAUGCGAAUAAUGUAGACACACACCCACGCACACACACACACACUUACAACAGGACAGGAUAAUACCCCAGACCUAUGAGUCGAUUUAUUUUUAGCAUUUUAAUCAUUACUGCCAACUGCUGAGAAAUUCAGAGAAAUCUUAAAGCACGAAGAGACCAACGGCUUACUGAGUUAUUAUUCUGGAUUUGUGCACGUGGAAAUAAGAUUUGAUAGAAAAAAGUUGGUGUUUAUCUUCUUAUUCUCCUUGAACCACACACUUUGUGCAAGCGGUGUCAUUGUGUUCUCCGUGUGGGAGGAUGGAUGGCAGGCUGGCUUUGGGAAACAGUGUUGCUGCAGAAGGUUUCACAGUGGGGUAGAGGGGGAGGGAUUGGGGCAGUGUUUGGCAGAGGAUGAGGUGUUGAGCUUCGUUUCAGGUUCAGACAUGCAGACUGAGGCAGACCCUCAUGUUUAAUUGUCUUUUAUUAAACCAUGUAAUUAACAUCCAUGAUGGCUGGUGGCUCGAUCAAAGCUUAUUUUCAUGUUUUUGAGGUCUAGAUAUAGAAACGGGUCCAACCGAACCCUCUGACUCAUGUUGCCUGUGAGGCUAAACAGGUGAGUUUAUGCCAACCUCAGGCUGUGCGCUGCCUCAUGAUCUCUAUCUGACCUCUGUACCUUCAUUAUUUUCCUCCCUUAUCACUUUCAGCAGGCUUUUCCCCAGAAGGUUGCUAAGCCUGGUGGCUGGUACAUAAAUAGACUCCAUUGCUGAAGUCUGAUUAGAGAUAUUAGAGAUAUAAUUAUAAAAUGAGACGACACAAUAUGUUGCAGUAUAAAAAAACUGAUGCAGUCUCUGUGAUGUCAUCUGUUGGUUACCAAAGAGGGUUUUUGAAGCCAAUCCAUAGAGGUCGCCAUAUUGGAAAUGUUGAUUAGAACUAACCUUAGGUCGAUAAAGACGAGGCAAAGAGGUGGGGCUGAGACCUGAAGACUCCUGGCAAACAGCUGCAGCACACCGGCCUGUCAGUCAUACCAGCCACGCCCCUAUUUAUGCCAACACAUAAUUACUUUGGCUGAAAAAACUGUAAUCUUUGGUUUUAAUAUCUUCCAGAUGGAUGAAAUAUUAAAAAACUCUCAACCCCUGUACCAUAUGUUAAAAAUAGAGACAUGUGCUGUUUGGACCAGGCUGUACUCAUAGACUGUGUAUUGAAUGGACGCUGUCUGCCUCCUCGCUGGGUGAAGCCACUCCGAGUGCAGCAUUCUCUACUGAUGGGCUGUAUAGGUGAUAAAUCCCACCUCCUCCAGCGAAGCUUAUGGAGCUGUGGACUAACUUUAGAAACUUAUUACACACAACAAAAAUUUUUUUUCUAUCCUGCUUGUGAUGUUGACAUGUAGUUACUUUAAGACUGGUUUGUGCUCAAGGCAAUCACAGCGUCUCUCAGCGACUCUCGCAGAAUUACCAAGAGCUUUUUGGCUUUGAAUCUGUAUACUGGUGGAAGGCGGAACCAAGUUGUCCAUAGUAUAUAAAGUCUAUGGCUGUACCACUUUAAAUUUUGCUUCAAAUUUUGACAUUUUAACAUGGAAGUCAAUGGGGUUCCCUGGCCUUUUCAGCCAACCUCAAGUGGACACUUGAAGAACUGCGGUUUCUUGCACAUAAGUCUCACUUUUUAGUAUUAGGGGUUGAUGCUUGGUUAUGCUGAAGAAGCUAUUUAUUCAUAAUACAUUUUCUCAUAAAAGAUGCAAAAUAAAGUUGUCUUACAAAGAAUUUGUAAAAUCAAAGUUUUUCUACACUUCGAACAACGUUUCUGUUUUUUCUCUGGAAUUAACCGAUUUGUAGAAAUUAUGUGAUGCUUUUAAUGGGCGCUACUUCCUGAACUUAAGGCAGCUCCUUUAUUUCCUGUCUUACGGAUUAAUCCAGGUGUGAUUGAUCAUUGGGACUACUUAGACACACCUGGAUUAAUCAGUUUGUCCAAUAAUACAAGACAGGAUUUAAAGGAGCUGCCUAGUCGUGGAUCGGUGCAUAGAGCCCAUUGAUUAUCUCACAACUGCGUCUUCGUUCUUAUGAGGGCUUCUGUAAGAGGAUAAAAUGGGUUGGCCUAACUGAAACCCCGCAGACAGAGAUUUGAACAAAAACCAUCCAUCCAUCUUUCUGUCACUGUAACACGUUUCCUUCUCACCUCGGUUCUUGCUCUUUAUCUUCUAAACCCCCUCUAUUUUCCUCCCUCUCCUUUGUCUAUCUCUGUAAAACCACCAGAGACCCCUCUGCUGGCCGAGCAUGAGGAGAGAGGAUAAAGAAGAAGGUCUCUGUCAGAUCUUCCUGUCCAGUGACUACUCAAGUAGAAAGGAUUAGUCGUAUUCAGUCCUUCUUUUGCUCUGUCUCGUUAAGCCUGCUGGACUCCAGGACCCAGAGGUGCUCUUGCUCGGGUUAGCGGUGGUUGCACCAAAGAAGCCCUGGGCGUGCUACCCCCACCCAGCAGGGUGGGGUCAGGGUUGUAACAGUCUCCCUGGCUUACAGGAUUUGAGUCUUGUCAUGUGAUGAUGCUAAUCUCCUGAUCAUAAUGGAACUGGAGAUCAGAACUAUCCAUUAGGAAUAUUGUUCAUAUGUGACUACAUUUUCUAUAAGUUUCAAGCACAUAUGUUCAACGUCAUGUAGUCCGUCUGAGAUAAGAAGAUUAAUAUCACUCCUGUUCCUGUCAGUUUAACCUCAAUCUGAGAAUAGGAGACGUAGCUCAGCUGGUUACAAUCAAUUAUACAGUGCUAAAAGCAUAAAUGUAAAAGAAAUCAUAUCGUGAAGUAAAACUUAAGGAGGAGUGGUUUAAUCUUGGAUAUGACCAUGAAACAGGACUACCACAGAGUCUGUUUGACGUCAUGAUGGACCUGCUGGGAUCCCCUUCCCCUCAUCUGACAAGGUAGGCUUCAUAUGUGAGGAUACAUGUGUGGACAUAAAGAGUCUGGUACAUUUCAGGGUCAGGGUUCCUGAAAUGUCCAGCAUGCUUUUCUGAUAAAGUUAAAGGUGACAGUUAUUUUAAACCCAUUUGGUCCCUUUAACAUUAACCUCUCUUUAUCAAGGGAGAUCAAAACAGAAGAAAAUACAGUUCACAUUAGGGCUGGGACGAUAUGCUUUUCUCCCGAUUUGAUUCUUCUACGAUUUUUUCAAUGCUGAUUCAAUUUAAAUUGCGAUUCUAUGAUGUUGUCGAUUUUCUCGAUUUUUAGUCUGAAUUUUUAACAACAGUUAAGCGGUUGAAUGAUUAUGAUUGUCUAGUGAGUUGAAGAAAAAAUCAAUAUUUGAACAAAAAAAAAAUUAUUUAAGAAUUGUAAAACAAAAAAUUGCGAUACUUAGGUGAAUAGAUUUUAUCUCCCACCCCUAGUUCACAUUCGCUUAAAUUUGCACUGAAAGAGAAGUUAUCUAGAAGUCAGUUGUAGAGAUAGAUCGAUGAAUCUGUUGGCUGAUAAAUAGUAUUUUGACAAAAGCGGUAUCAUAUUGGCAUAGACUCUUACAAGGGAUGUCAAAUUUUCUCAGUGAAAGUCCAUUUUUCCAAUCACCAAAGACAGCGUAUGCAAUCAGCUGUUUCAAGACUAAUAUUGGUCGACCACUUGAUUUGUUGAGGGAGCAGAACAUCCAAAGGCUGUUUUUCCAAUUUGGGACUGAGCUUUGAAGAUGGAGAACACAAACACUAUGAAUACAAGAUUAUUCAACAUGUAAACUCAAAGAUCAUUUUGAUUCUGAACCUAAAAAGGGAUAAAAAUGCUCAAAUGUUCCUGUAACACUGAGCCUCUUCCGUCCCAGAAUCUCAAUGUCACGUCUUCUCUUUAAACCGGGUUCUCCUACCUUUUGUAUCUCUGUUUCACUCUUUGUCAAGGUGACAGUGCUGCUCUGAUAAUGUCAGAGGAACGCUGUCCGCCCGCUCCGGACAUCCCAGCUGUCAAGUCACUGUCAGCUCAAACCAAUCUUCACCAUGUCAGCCACGUCCUCAGCCCACAUGAAACACACAAAACACACACAGCUGCUCCCCAGGAAACACGAAGCAACACCGAACUACACAUCAUUUUCUCACAAACCUAAACUGAAUGUACGAUGGGGGGUUGAGUCCUGGGGAACACACUUUGCACACAAACAGGGUGAUUGUUCAUUGUCCUGAAAAAUCUAUAAAAAUCUAUAUUUCUGUACCAGCAUCGUUCAUCACUGCAGAUAAGGAAAAGAUGACUCUGGGUACACUGUCGGGCUGCAGCUACAGGUUCUUGUCCUGCCUGUGUGAGCCUGUGUGCAUUCAAUGACCCGCACCUUUAUUGAACGCAAACUAGAUUUUCCCAUGUGACACAAGAUGUGCUGGAAUGUGCACUAACUCCUGUGUUUACAUGAAAACACAGCGUCAGCCUGCAGCAAGUGCAGCGAACAUGAGGGACUGUCUGUGAAUUUCUUUUGGUUGGACAGUCAUCCGUUGUGCUUUUGAGUGUGUUUGCGUGAAACAAAGAGAUGGUUGGCAGGGUUGUGUUUCUUUCCACUCUUACAGGAAACACACACACACACACACACACCUUUGAGGCUUGAAUUAUCCCUGACAAUUAUCCCUGAAACAGAACAGCUCUGCAGACCUCAGGCAUGUCGAUCUGACAAAGGUUAAACAGCAGAACAACCUUCUGCCUGCAGUCACAGGAUCUUCCUCUGGAUGUUAUGUAAUUGGCACUUUCCCCCCCACCUUAAUACAGUCUCACACCUUCUGUUCACCCUCUGAUUGUGUUUCCUUUCCUCCCCAGCUCAUUCGCCAUGUCUAAGACGGCGGUGAAGAAGCUGCACUGGCGCUCCAAAGUGCAAGACAGCUUCGUCCCUCUGCUGGGCUUGUCAGGUGAGCUGGGAAUCGCCAUCGGUGGAGGAGCAGAUUAUGGAGAGUUUCCAUUCGUCACGUCAGCUCCAGGAGGAAUCCUCACCGUGGGGGAUAUCAUCAUAGAGAUUGGUGGAACUCCAGUUUUAGGGAUGACAUUAGGAGAUGUCCGCGGUGUGCUCAACUCCUGCCCCCAUCCCAUCCGAAUCAAAACUGUGCCACCAGGUAUGACUCAGCACUCUCACAAAUCACACCUCUGUAAAUUAGUCGGCACUUUAUUGUCCUGGUGGGUGUAAAUAAUCUGCAAUCUGUCAAGGAAGGUGCAAACAGACUGCCAGGCCUUUCUUUCAGCUAGGGGCGUUUGUGGAUCGCAACACUUAGUUCUGACUGAGUAAUUUGAUUGAACGAAAGGCAUGACAUGACAUAUUUUUGUAAUAGAAAACAGGUUUUAUUUUAGCUGGAUCAAAUAGACACUCACCCUGUCAGAAAGAGCGGCUUUGUAGCUCAAAAACUCGUCUGUAAAACCCACAUUUCAGCCUCUGCCUGAAACACUUUGUUUGGGGUGUCUUUCUCGUAAUGUAACAUUAGACUCAGCUGUGGGUGUUACUUUUUACACAGCUUUGUAGUCAUGAGAUGACCUGAAAGCCAUUCAAUGCCUACCUAGUCCCUGAUGUAGCCUUUGUAGCAUACAUUAGCUAUUGUUUUAUUAGCCGCGAGGGAAGGUUUUAGAAGAUAGAACAGCUCCGGGUUUCACUAACAGUUGAAGUACAAACCCAGCUCGUACUGGCCUUUGUUUUCAAAGGAGUUAUCAGUGAAGCGGUUAGCAUGAACAGCUCAGAUGUCCCAAAGACAAACUUUGGGAAAAAGAAAACAGCUGUGACUUUCCUCCUCCACAAAGAGCGACAAUAGGAGCAACUUUCUUGGACAAACUGAAUCACCAAAGAAACAGACUUAGCAGCUUCCUGGUGGGCGUGUCUUUAACAAAGGCAUCUAGUGGGUUUAUCCUUUAGUGUGGUCCCAAUAGGAUGGCUGAACUUGAUGUCAGGUGUUUUGGAUUGUCUCAAAACCAGCUGACCAGGAAGGCAAAGAAACACAUCCAGGGAUUACAUUAAGAUCCAUGUUACUCAUUUACAUUACCUAGCUAAAGCUACUGUGCGGACAUUUUGAUACUCAUGAAACAAUGCCUGUGCCUUUUUAUAAAGCAGAUAAGAUCUUGGGAAACAAAUUCUAUCUUUUGAGUUUAUUUCUGACAGUUACAACUUCUACUAGGAGGCAGGUGCCAAAAGAGGGGAUUGACAGCAGCCUCAAGAAACAGCUUUUGUUUAUAGUGGAAAUAUUCACAAUGAGUGAUACCUUUGACUGUCAAAACACAGCAGGGCGAGAUUUUUGUGAAUAAAGCACGACUCAGAGAUGUUAGCUUAGAGACAGGAUGCACCACUUUGACCACAGAGACACAUUAAAAUCACAGAAUCAGACAGUAACUGAUAGGAGCUUUAACCGACACUGAAGUUACACAGCUCAUAGUUGGACAGUGAAGUUUAAUGACUCCUGUGUGUUUCCUAGUAAAAGCCUAGUUUCAGUCACACUGUUAAACUUAGCUUCAUCACCCCUCUGUAGUCUGUAAUGGACUGGCCCGAGGUCUCACUACAAACAAGCAGUUGCUGGAAGAGAGUAGGUGAGUUUUGUUUAGUCUCUUUGCUAAAGAAAUUAAUCAAAGUUAAAAAGAUGUUUGGUGGCUAGUACUGUGGCUGGGACCCUAUAUGUCCUGUUGAUGAAGUUAGGUGCUGUUCUGAGCAUUAUUUGUGGUUAUAGAGUGGCGUUUUGGUUGAGUGUGUGGCUCUCUGUAUUGCUAUCCUGUGGUCGUUACUAAAGUUGGUAUAACUAGAGAAGCAAGCGGUCAACAGGCUGUCUAACUCAAUGUUACAGUGUGCUUGACCCUAACUUAAUUUUACACUGGAAUAUCCCUUUAAUUCCAGUUUCAGUGACACUGUUAAACUUAAUUACCGUAUGUUGUUUAAAGGGCUAUUACACCUGUUAAUGUUACGUAAAAGCAGUCAUGAAUUUAAGGUCUUAUUUAUUAGCAUGGCUGAUUCUUCUAAUCACAAACAUAUUGGUUGCUGAUACUCAGUACACCAGCACUCUCUUUGUGUGCUUAAUUGCCCAUAAUGAUGCAGUCAGUCUUUGAUUGUCUGCCCGACAGUGUGACAGCCAAACUUGUUGAUGUUUUUGAUUGCACUGACUUCACUGGACAACACCCAAACAAUCUGUUACCCUGUUGUCCAAGCUGUCACUCGUCAUAACCACGCUGAGCCCACUCCCACAAGCCAAAUCUGCAGCCUCCAGCACUCUGAUGCCUGAUUUGCACUCGUCAAUUAGUCCGGAUAUGUCAAGGCGAUCGGUCAAUAUUGCGGGUAGGGGGUCAAAAUUGCUGAUGACACAUGACAGGAGUGAGGCGAUAUAGUUGUCUGUCACUAGCGAGGGGUCCUUGAUGUUUAGAUCGGGGGGCUGGGCUAACGGAUGUCUUUGCCAGCUCUGAACAGAGCAGUAUGUCACUGCGGUGUCACCUGACCGCGGCUCCCGAUGGCCUUGCCGGUUAGAUUGAUAGCUGAUUUGGCCGCAGGGGUGUAAAUGGGGACCUUUGCUCCUGUUCUCACUGCAGCGGCUGCUAGAUCUAUUAUCAUUUCUGAAGUCCGCCAGGCUCCUCCCCUGGCAGUUCAGCUGGGUGUAGUGCGGACAGUGAUGGAUGAGCUGAUGCGACCACUUGCUGUACCACACCUCCUCCUACUCCUGCUAGUACAACAACAACUCCCUGUGCUCUGGGCUCAAAUACAGGACACAGGGCUGCAGUCUCCAGAGGCAGGCAGGCGUUUAAAGGUUUUAGCUCUAAUGCUGGCGCUCUGCAGGGAAAAACAACGAGUAUGAUAUGAUGGGUCUAUCUCAUUUCACUCAGUGGAUUCAGCCAGUAAAGCCUCUGUCUGCAGAGCCUUGCAUAAGUACUAACCCACUUUGAACUUCACUAUGUCAGGGAGUUGUGUGUAAUGGCGACACUAAAUAGACCAAAAUUUUGAAGAGUGUGGGAUGGUGACUUGGGAGUAUCAUUCAGAUUUGAAAAAAAGUUUCGGAUGAUUAUGUAUUUGUUUCUUGAAGUAGGAAUACACCUGUAAUGGUGAUAAUUAUCCUUCUUUUCCUGACAGGUGUUAUUGUGCAUAAAAUGAACUUACUGUAACAUUUUGAGUUCAUUGUUGGUUGCCAUAGAUCAUAAAAGAGAGGAGAGAUGAAGAAGAAGUAGCAGACAGUUAGCAAACCAGCUGUAGCAGCUCUCUGAGAGAUGGUUAAGCACUUUUUAUUCUUUCUAAACUAUCCUUUUAACUCUUUUUAUUCAGUUCAGUCAUUUAAGAUCAGCUAAAAUUUCAAAAUAAAAGCAUAGUUUGGCAAUAUAUAUUUUUUAAAGCUCCUACAAGUGUCUUUUAGUUGGUAUCAAUUUUGGCGCCCCCUAAUGACAUAACAGUCUUUGCCCAACUUGUCCUCUACAUGCUUAUAAAGUGUCUUCUAACAAAAACAGCAUCAAAUUUAUCAUUUAUUGUGAUGAUUUUUGGUUGAAAUUUUAGAAUAGACAGGGUUUCAUUAGUUGUCAGCUGACACCUACCCUCUGCUCCUGUUUAAAGCCUUAAAAAUUACAAUUUAAAAAUCAUCAAUCAUAUUGCUGAUGGUAUUCUUUACUUCUGGAAGAAAGAAAAAGGCAUUAUAAUGAAUUUCAGCCUGUUUCACAAAUGUCAAAAAACCCUUAUAGGAGCUUUAAUUCCUCAUGGUAAUUUAAAUCUACACUGAAAUGUGUAUGUGUAUGUAUGUUUAACUUUGAAAUCACAGAUUAAAAUAAGUUGAAAACUAUUUUCAAAUGAAAAUAUGCCCUCACUGCUAGAGCUCAAAACUGAACAAGUGUUUUUUUCAUAUCAUUUUCAGUAAAAAUGUUGUAGUAGACUGAAUAUAAGCACAUUAGUAUGAAGGGUCCAGAUGAAAUGAGACCUAUAUUUCUUGUAAUAGGUAAAAAAAGGAUUUGCAAGCGGGUAAGAAACAUCUACUUAUUGAGUUUGGUCCCAUUUUUUGCUUGCAAUAUCUUUGAAUUAGAUGUUGAACUGGAUUUGUAAAGCAGAUGUUGCUUAUUUAUGUCUGACAUGAUGUUUUUUUUAAAUUUGUACCAUGAUAGGACAAAAACACUCUCCUAGUUUUGAGUUUAUUGCGAUGCAGCUUUGAGUUCUGUGAACUGCCUAACCACAAACAGGUGCAGCCAUUGCCUUCAGCUUAACUUGUGCAUCCAACAGAUGCUGCUUUUAGGUCCGCUUCUCUCUGUGACUCAAAUAGUUAAAAACCCUAAAGUGUCUGUGUGAAUCCUUGAUUGUUACACUGUAAAACGUAGAGGAGUCCAAGUGGGAUGAAGACUUAUGCAAAGCACUGAACCUCUUCUUUGUAGAGCUAUUAACCUUGACAUCCGACUUCCUUAGUGCUUGUCUGGAUUGCACAAUGUACUAGAGAUCAGCUCAUUCAAUUUCCGAGAGCUGAUGUUGAGGUCUAAUAGACUAGAAAAUAGCAGCUGUUUCAUAACGAGAUGAACAAAAGCCCCUCAUAUCUCCCAAAAGGCAGCUGGCUGGAUUCAUUUCCCUUUACGGGCGGCAGCCGUACGCAGUCAGUAAUAUGUACACGCAGUUGACUGGCUCCACUAAUAAAGUUAUAACACUGUGACGUUUUUUUAAUGGUGCACAGCGCACAUCCAGUCUGCUACCGGGCAAAACCACUGGAACAGACGGUGGGGGAAGGGGGUGACAGGGGGCGCACAGUCUGUAAGGGGGGGUUUCGCCAACAGAGCGGUCAUCUGUCAGCGACAACCCGGAGACGCUCUCAGCCAAUCCAUAACAGCCAGUGACCUGUCAUCAGAGGUCGUAAAGCACUCGAAAUGAUAUUAGGAAAUGAAAGAGAGAAAAACCCAGACCGCAUGAUCGACUCCCUCUCCCCUUGGUGACAGCUUCAACUGUUGUGUCUGCAGCAAUUAACCCCGGCAGGUUGUUAUGUAUGCAUGAGGUACUCUGAGAAACACACUUUAUAUUCAGUAUCUGCGAGAAGUGAUAUAGAGAGAUCAGCAAGUGUGAACGUGGAAGUCUUGGUUGUAAAAUGAAAGUGUUAAAUCAAGCCUGGCAGUAAAGAUUAGCACUUAAAGUAAAUUUCAGUCUGCUCUGGACAGGCGACAAACAAAUCUUGGAGUAAAUAUACAUCAUCUGAGUGUUUGUGCUUACUGAGCUGAUUCCUCUAUGUGUGCGUGUCUCUCUCUCUCUCUCUCUCUCUCUCUCUCUCUCUCUCUCUCCCUUCUCACCCUGCCAUGCUUGUACCUUUGCCCUUCCCUCAGGCUCCACAUUGUGCAAGGAUCUCAGGUUGUAUCUGAGUAAGUGCUUCACACCCGGCUCAGUGGACAGCCAACUGCAGCAGGUCAUCAGAGAGAACCUCUACCUCCGAGCCGUACCUUGUGAGUCCCAUUAUGUGCCUCUUUUUGUGCUGUUUUCUCUCUUUCUGUGCUUGUUUUUAUAUCUCAUAGUCUUUUAAGUCUGCUUCGCGCAUUUGCCAUUGUUACCCCUCAUACAAAUUAGCACUGUUUGUUUGUUACUUAGUUAGUUAGUUUGUUUAUUGUCCACAAGUGGAAAUUUGUCUUUAGUCUCAACAGCAACAAGGACAGCAGCAACAGACACAUAACAUAUACACACAAAACAUCUUGGCAGCAAAAGAGGGAGGACAACAGUGUCAUAUACUGUACAUACCAGGCAAUUUAAUGAGACAUAGGCCUACUAUCAUUCAGUGCCCUGAUGGCGUUAGGAAUUAAUGAGUUUUUGAAGAGGUUACGAUUUGCCUUAGAACACGCCUGCUGAACGAAGUAUAACGAACUCACUGUACAGUAGGUGAGAAGGAUUGUUUACCAUCUUAACAGCUUUUUUCCUCAUCACUUCCUCGUAGAUACAGCUGAAGUGUUUCUGUGACUUCCCUAUGAUUUAAGAUUAAAGCUAGAUUCACUUUUUUCUGCAGCUUACAUCUGCCUUUUGUGUUUAGAUUACCAUACCAUGUUUUUUUUAAUCUUGAAUUUAAGCUUACAAAAACUGGUUUCAAUUAAACCAUUUUAUAUAAAAAUCACAGUUUUUCCAAUAUUCAGCUAGCCUAGUUUGUUUUUAUUAGGGCGACCAUAUUCUGACUUCCCAAAAAGAGGACAUGACUGCAUGGGGGCGGAGUCACGGAGUCACACAUAGUAAAUUUUGAGAGUUUUUUCAGGUCGGAUUGAGUGUCUUUCACGUGCUUCUAACUCAGUAAGUCUAUGUGACACAAAAUCGAAACUUAAGUACAAAACCGCGGACAUUUGAAGGAUUUUAUAAACUUCCCUGGAAAAACCCGGACUGCCCAAAAAAGAGGACAUGUCUGGGUAAAAGAGGACGUACGGUCAUCCUAUUUGAAUGUGCUUGGUUAGUUUUAUGGUUCGUAUUCUUGUUGUAUUUUGAGCCAGAAAAGUGGUAGCAGAGAGAUGAAAGGAUCCCCUCUAAAAAAUGUACAGUAUGUUUUCUAUUUAUUGCACAGUUAAUAGAAAAAGUAAGCUACUCAGUGCAAAUUUAAACAUAAGUUUGAAGUGCUAUACACACAAUAUCCGAACAUUUUCUGGCUGAUUUCAGAAAGUAAGAAUUUCUACGUCCAUUUCAAAAGCGAUAAAAAUUCCUUCACAGGAGCUUUAAGCAUGCAGGAUUUAUGGCCUAUUCUGAAGCUAGCCAGCAGGGGGAGCUCUUGGUCUUUUGCUUUCAGGACCAGGGAAAACUCACCGGAUUUGUAUUAAAGGUCCUAUAUUUUGAAAAAUCCACUUUUUGGUGGUUUUCUACCAAUAAUAUGCAUUCCCUCGAAGCCGACAACCCCUGCCGACAUAAAAACAUUUCACUCUCUCCCUCUCUUGUUUUCCCCUCCUCUCUGAAAACAUGAGCGCAAACGAGUCGAGUCAAAUACUUGCUGACAUUUACAAGAGGAUACAGCAGGAUAAAGUCGCAUACAAAAUUUGUUUGUUUAUGUUUGCACACGUCGUAAUUUGAGAAAUUUUCCAGAGUGCUGUGCAUGUGUAAAAGCAGAAAGUGGUUAAAGCAGGACCCAAAGAGGGAUCUAAAAAUCUCUAUUAACCUUGCUCAAUUUAAUCUAUCCAGGCACAUCUCUCAGAAGUUACUGACCUCAUUAAUUCUCUGAUAGCACACCUCAUCGUUUCUACCAUGCGAGUAUCUUGGUGUUAAUUGGCGUUUAAGCCCGCGGAGCUGUUUCCCACACUUCCUUGUGUCGAUGUAUGCAAGAAGACGAGAGAUAAUUCGAUGAAGUAAUGAAAGAACACAUUAUCAAACCUUUUCUUAAAUCUUAAAUUGGGUUUGAGUCGAACAGAAAAAGCCACAGGUGUAGUCGGAUCGGAUAAUUGCGUUUCCAAAAGGCUGGAUUUGUCUUCGGGGGACGGUUUUUUAAACAAUCCUCACCUCUUUCGCUCGAGGCUGCUCCUUUUGUUUGGGUGGCUCUGUGUGACGGUUGCUAUAUUUGACAGGUUUUAUUUUACUCGUACAGUUGUUGCAUGAUCCCCUGAAAAAGAGGCCUGUUCCAUUUUCAUGCUUAAGUACAAAAUCAGGCACAAUGGCAGCCAAACGCAGCUAGUUGUAGUACAUCUGUUGCCAUCUUAAUCCUGUAUAAUAUGACGUCACCGGGGGGAAAAAAAGCUGGAGGGUAGUGCAGCCGGGCAGGCUUUUCUGAGAAAGAUCUGUGCGUUUUUUUAUGUAAUAUUCUGAUUUUUGUGUGUCACUUCUGCUUUUUUUCCUCACUCAGGUGGUUGUAUAGUAGAGAUAGUGGCCCACCUAGUGUGUCUGUAGUCUUAACCUUGACGUAGUGGUGUGGGCUCGCUGCUAAUCUCUCCUUUAGUCCAGGAAGUAGGUCAUGUGGGACAGUCUGCCAGCACUGCCCACUCGCUGACAGGACAAGGCACAGGUCAAAACUCCCAGGACGGUGCGAGGAAGAAAAAAGCCAUCCCUCUUAGCACACGACAUGCAUAUUCAUAUUAGAGUAUAAUUACAGUUUUAUUCAAAUCAAGCUCUCUCAUUACUUAGCCAUGCGUGCGUGCAUCCUGCUUCAUCUACGAGCAGCAGCUGCUCAGGGAGUGAUUGCCUAAAUAAACAGUUAUGCUUUUAGCCGUCUCGGUAAGUGGAUUUAGAGAAUGGGGUGGAUAAAAGAGGCUUGUCAUGUUGAAAAUUAGAUAAGUCAGGAGUUUAACGUUUGAUCAGGGGUGUUUGAAGACACAGAAUAUCACUACCGGUCAGUGACAUGCGUCGUCGUGAAUGUGGUGUCAAACUUUGGACUCGACUUCCAAUCUCGCAGUGCUUUCUUAUAGUAAGAGUGACAACAAGACAGGCUCAGCCCCCGGGUGUGUAAUCCUCUGAUCUGCUGGAGACGGCCCAGUAAGAUGCUGUUGUUCUCAUGCCGACACAAACACUCGCACGCUGUCCUGAUCCCUGAAGAUGGCUUGGAAGCAAUCACGUCUCGUGUCAAAGCAGUCGUAGAUAUUAAGACGGAUAUAUUCUCUCUUUUUUUUUUGUUGUUGUUUUUGUUUUUUUCUACGAGGUGGCAGCAGCGCUUGAUAAAUCAGGAGCUCAAAGCUGUGGAGGUUUUUCAUCUGUGGCUCUUUGUGGCCCCCUUCAGACCACAUGUAUGUUCCUCCUGAUUCAGGAGACUCUUUGCUGUGUGUUUUUUUUCCCCUCUGUGAUUAACACUUUAAGUCGAGUGAGAUUCAGAUUAAUCUGUCUCUGUAGGCUAGUUUAAGUGUUUAAAUGUUCCUUACUGUACAGAAGCAGAAUAGUCUGAAUAAGCUUCAGUUUGUCUGUUUGUUUUUGAUGCUAUUUUCUCCGCUAAAACUGUGUCUCCGUGUGUUUGUGCUAUUUAGAGAGUAUCACAGUCGUCGAGUCCUUUGAUGAGACAAUGCGCUGUGAUGUUUGAGUUGGCACCGGUGCAAGAAAUGAUAUUACAAAGGCUCAGUCAGGGGGGCAGUGCAUAAAAAUGGAUAUACUACUAUAUCAAUAAUCCAGCAGGGGGGAAUAAAAUUAAAAGCAAAAGUGGAGGAGGGGGAGGACUGCUGUUUAAUCGUGUGUGUGCUCAUAUUGAAGCUGACAGGAUGCUCACUGUGAAGCCUCAGGGGGGCAGGUAAACGUAUAUACUCUACUUUCAAUCGAGUAAAACAAACUCUUUCUUUCUCAUUCUUGAGUUUUUUGCGCUCAGGUUUCUCGCAGGCCUCUCGUAACCCUCCAGAACUUUCCCAUCCUUUUUCAUUUGAUCACCAGAAAAAAAAACCCAUUUGUAUCAUAUGCCCUUGAAUGAUUCACUUCCAGUGUCUUUGCCUAAAGGCCGGCUCCGUUUCCGUCCCCGCCACAAAAGACUUUUCUAAUUGUCUUCAGAGUGAGUCAGAGAUAAGAAACAUCAUCAUUUAGUUUUUCUAAUUCGCUCGCUCCAGCUUCGUCACAGCGCUGAUCGUCUGUGGCCUUUUCAACUGUAGGAUUCAUUGUUCGCCGUUUGUGUGUGAUGAUCUUGACAGACGACUCUCUCUCUCCCUCUUUUUCUCUCUCUCUCUCUCUCUUUUGGUGUUGAUACUGUAUUCUGUGUAAUUAUCUCUUCAGUUUUUAAAUCACCCUUUCUCCCGUGGGAUUGGCGCCUACAGGGAAAGGCGUGGAGAAGGAAGAAGAUGUCAAUAAUCCAUCCUGUCCCCCCUCCCGCUGACAUGUCAUAUAUAUUUCCUGGGAGGGUGCAUAGAUAAUGAAUCCCUGCUUUGCACCAUUUCAGCUGCAGAGAUAAUGUGUGUCCUGAGGGGAGGGAAAGGCUUACACAUGUCAGGUGUCACCUGCAGAUUUGACAUCCAAUGUCUAAUUACACAUUUGCUCAAAAUGGGUGCAGAAUUUUUUUUUUUAGCAUUAAAAAAGUGCAAACACAACACUUGAAAUAUAGACGAAUAGAUCAGGCCAAUCAUAUCAUGUAAGCAUCAGAAAGUAGAAAGCACUAUCUCCUUUUAUCCCAUCCAAGUGACGAUGAAACCGACGCAGAAGUGCUAAAAAAUGCAGUUCUCCUGUCAGAAACAAUCGCAACUGAACCGAAUUCAAGUCAGUUUCCUUUGUUGGCGUUUCUGAUCGUACUUUCAGCUCAUUUUUUGUGUCAUUUGUCCUUGUAGAAGCUUGUAAACGGCGUCAUUGCUUCUGCUUGUUAGGGGUGGGAGAAAAAAUCGAGGUAACACUUUACAAUAACCAUGAUUAAUAAAUGGUAAAUAGAUAGUUUAUUAAAGUUUAAUCAUCAUUUUAAAACAGCACAUAGACCAAUUAUAUGGUUAUGGUUUAUAUAGGGUUUAAAUAUUGGUUUUAUAACAUCUAGAUUAAAAUGUGUCAGUAGCACUUUGUAAAUGUUUAAUAUUUGUUUUUUAAACCAUCUAUAAACUUUACUUAGAUGGUUAUUGUAAAGUUAGGGUUAGGUUUGCAAAAUUGUAAAAUUUACAAUUUAUUAAUGGUCUAUAUGCUAUUUAUAAAUGAUGAUUAAACAUUAAUAAACUAUCUGCUUACCAUUUAUAAAUGGUCUAUUUAUUAUUUGAGUUAUAGUUAUUGUAAAGUGUUACCAAAAUCGAUACAACAUAGUAUCGCGAUAUUUUGCCUGGUGAUAUAUUGUAUCGUCUCAUUGACCAGGUAUCGAUUUUUGAAAUUGAUUGCUGAUAUGAAGUCAAAUCUAUGAUAAUGGAAAAAAUAAAAUCAACUGUUUGUCCAGUGAGGUUGGCAGAGGUGACAUAAUAGAGCAGGAGAAAGUUAGUGCAACCAAAAUAUAUAUAUAAGGAUUGCAAGAUGUGCUACAUGAAACUAAAAAACAGCAUAAAUAAGACAAAGGAAUGCCAAAUGCUAAAUUAGCUAAACAGUUGAAAAAAUCAGAUAAAUUGCAAUAUAUUGUAUUGCAAUACUCACUGACUUGCAAAAUGUUAAAAAAAUUGCAAAAAUAAUGUAUCAUGGCCCAAGUAUCGUGAUAAUAUCGUAUCGUGGGGCCACUGGUGAAAAAAAAAAAAUUACUAUAAGUGGGAAAAAUUUCCAGCACCAGAUGAGAAUUGAAAGCCUCACAUCUCGGAUGAUCUGAUCUGAGCAAAUACUGUGAGGUAUCUCUGUUUUAAAGAGGAGGGCUUUCUUCUGAACCAAUGUGUAAAAAUAGAAAACACUUUAUGUGAGUUACAGUAUAAGUCGAGAGAAGUGGUGCAAGCUCUAAUCACAGUCAUUUACACCAGGUCUAAAGAAGACCAGACACUUUCCUAACAUGCUAGGAAGUGGGGUCAGACUGAUUUUUUCCCCUUAAAACCACAAACAAUAACAAGGAAAAACUAAACCACAGCAGGCCGAUCGAUUAUUUAGUAAAUCAGGUGAAAUAUUUCCUGUGAUGAUGUGUUUCAUUAGUCGUUUUUUAAAGCAGAAAAUGUCUCAUAUUCGGUUUGUCAGCUUCAAGCAAAAUUAAAAUGCUAAUUUUUCACCGCCGUCUCGUUUCUGUGAUUCAGAAACACACACUCGGAUAUAACCUCUAACUCAGCGUGAACCUUUUCAUGUAGGGCUUGACCCCAGUUUUUCUGUGGCUUUCAAAUGAGAAGAAAUAAUCAGAGCGCAGACGGAGUUUGCUCAACAAAAAUCCUGCUUUAAUCAGAGGCCAGUGCUUCAUCCCCUGCAGACUCAUGCUGUACAUUAAACACUCUCUGUACUACAGAGAGGAGAGGUCAGCCUGUAUGUGAGGUCUCAUGCUUUCUAACGUUUGUGCUGCUGAUUCUUUAUGUCUGUGUGUGAAUGUGUGUUUGCACGCUUUUAUUUUUGCGCCGUCCUGUGUGCGUGUCAUUGUGGCUGCCAGAGCCGCUCCUGGGACAGCAGUGCAUUAAUCAUGGUUUUUAUAGGGUAUCUGGGUGUGACUCCCUCCUGCCGGCUCCUCACUGACAUCACAUGAGGUCCUAGAGGAGGAGGACACAGAUUCGUCCUUAGUUUGAGCUCGGUGUGAGUCUGUCUUGGGAAAAAAACGGCUUUUCUCAAGGUCAGACUGUGUGUGUCGACGCUUAAUCAGUCCUGUGAAGAUGUGAAAUAUUUCACACCACAUGCCCGCACAUGUAUUUAAUGGUUUUCAUCUGCGACUCCGCGAUGGUGCGACGCUUUUUCCUGCUGUGGUUUUGGACCCGCGGCUUCCAUCCAGGCCAAGGUCAAUGCGAAUCAAUUAUGAUGGCACACAAUUGAUCACCCCAGCGCUUCAUCUUUGCAACGGUGAUAGAAAGACUUAAAGACUUUCACAGUGGCUCAUUAAUGAUUAAUUCUGCUCGCAUUGAUCCGUUCAUAAUAAAGCAGGCUUGGUAAAUGGCUGCCGUCAUCACUGUGCUCUUCAAACCGAAGGCCGGAUUGGAGUUUGUAGGAGGAUGCUCUGUAGCUCCGGGGCUGAAUGAACAUCAAAAUGCCUUCAAUAAACGGGUCGUGUUACUUUGUGCUCCAAUUAAAUGUUUGCUCUUAUUUCUAAGAUUGUUUGAGCUUUAAUUGGAGUUAGACUAAAUCCAUGACUUGCUGCCUUUUGUUUGUUGUUGUUAAUUUGUCAAACUAAUGAAACGUGAAGAGUACUUAUUUGCUGAAUUGUUGUCCUGUCCCACUUAGAUUAAUGACCUCUGAUGGCAUGGGAAGGUCUUGAUUAAUUGACGUAUCAUCUACAUUAAAGCCGUCAUAGACUUUCUGUCAUUGUCUCUCACCCCUCUCUCUCUCUCUCUCUUAGGUACAACCAGACAGCCCAGAGACGGUGAAAUCUCAGGUGUAGACUACAACUUUGUCUCCAUCGAAGAGUUCUUCUCCUUGGAGGAGUCGGGAGUGCUGCUCGAGAGCGGAAAGUUCAAAGGUGAGGUUAUAACUCAUUCGACCUUUUUCAAUUAUAGCUGCGUUUCCACCAAAGGAAACUCCCAGAGGAAUAUUGAACCUUUGGUGGAACUUGGCAUUUCUGCAACACAGAGUUCAAGGUCUAAUUUGCUUCCUCGGGAAUACUCCCAGUAUUUUCUUUCCCUUAACUUUUUCUUUGGAGGACUAGGAUGCUUUCUCAGCACAGGAACUGGAGUCUAAUUUCUGCGGAUAUCAUUUUAACCCCACAAGAAAAAAAAAAAAAAAACCCAGAAAAAAGCACAGUGGCUUAAGGAGAAGGAUGAGCAGUUUGAAGCAUUUCUGACGGGAUGAGAUAUGAUGGGAUGAAGAAAUUUAAAUCCUCGGUCCCAGAUAGAUUGCAUGGCUUUUUACCGGUGCUAAUUAAACAAGAAAACACUGUCUGAUUUAUAAAAAAUGUGCACAACCUGUGGACAUAAUUUGAACCCCCAAAAAUGCAAAACAUCGUAGUUGGUUGGUUACAUGCAGCAGUUAACUUCAAGCUUUUUUAUACGGUGGAACUUUGCUGCUGCUCCGGAGAACAGAUGAGGGUCAUAUAACAAUUUAGAGGCAUUUUUGACCCCCCAAAAUUCUCAAAGCUAUUAUUUCUGAUAAGUUAUGAAUCCAGCACUUUGUCAAAGACUUAAUAUAGUCUAAUCUGUUGUGAACCUGUCUUAAAACUGCAUCGUAACACUUAGUUAGACACCCCAUCGCGAGAUGAAUGAAUGCAAAGAGACUAAACAUAACUCAUCUACUCUCUUCCAGCAGCCGCUUGUUUGUAGCGAGACCUCAGGCGAGUCCAUCGACUGCAGCGGGGUUACGCAGCUCAAGGAAGAACAUUUAUGAUCAUUUCUUUAUCAUUUCCUUGAGGUAAUAAUCAUCAUAUUAAUCAUUUUACACUGCAGAUGCGGUAGUUCUUCUGCCUUAGCGUCUCGGUCUGAUUGCAUGAAGAAAUGAUCAUAAAUGUUCUUCCUUGAGCUGCGUCACCCCGCUGCAGUCGAUGGACUCGCCUGAGGUCUCGCUACAAACAAGCGGCUGCUGGAAGAGAGUAGGUGAGUUGUGUUUAGUCUCUUUGCUGAAGAAAUCUGGCAAAGUUAAAAGGCCUGAUUCUAAUUUGGGUUCAAACGUGACUCAAUUGUCCUGAUAACUUAAUGUAACUGGUUUACUUUUAAAAGAGGUAACUAAUUUGUUGACCAAACUCGAGGACCAUUGUUCCUGCCUGAUCUACAUUCAUUGAGUUUACUCCUAAUCCAGAGCAUUGACUUUUGUGUGUCAUGAUAAAUGAGCUUUACAAAGCCCAUAACAGGACGGCCACCCUCACAUGCAUAUUAAUGCCGUCAGGUGGUAUUUAACCCUUCAGACUCCUCCUCCUCCAGUAAGGGUCAGUGUGCCGCAAUGUGAUCAAGAGUCCUCCAUACAUUAGCAUCCAUAAUUUAGUAGAGUUUUAAUGGCGGCUAUGAAUGUCAUCCCCACUUGCCUUAUGUGUGACAUUGACGGACACAUCACUGCAGCAUAGCAAUCCGAGGUUUCUGCAGCAUUGUCCCCACAGUCCCCUGCAGGACGGCGGGAAAAAAAAUGGUGACGGCUGGUGACCUUGUUGUUGGGUUCACUAAUCUAAUGUUCCCCCUCAACCUAUUUUGGAUCUCCAUGAGCCAAAUGGAGGAGGAGCAGAGGUAAUUUAAUUUGUUCUUUAGCAGCUGGAGCAGAUGGUUAGGAAGGAUUGAGAAUAUAGAAUAUAUAGAUCAUCCCUCUAUAUAAUGCGCAAACACUCAUACAGAUAUCAAACAGCAUAUUCAACAGCUGAAAUCUAAAUAGAUGGAUUUUUAUUUUCAUUUGGAAACAGACUUUACCGCAUCUCAUUACCCUUAAAUUUAUGCUGAUGGAUUUUAUUAGUGACUCGGACAUUCAUUUCUUUUCUUUUUUUAUUUUUUCAAGGAAAUGCACGGCUCACUUGGUGCAUUUAAUUAUUACUGCAGACGAUUAUAUAACAAUCCUAUUAUUCUAACUUGAGUUUGAAUCAUUCCUCUUGUCAAAACAGGUAUGUAGUCUGUCUUUUCAGGUUUUAGGGGGUGAUUUUUAUUUAAACAAGGAACAAAAGGACACAUGUAUUCACAAAAAAACUGCAAAAAACAGAUUCAAAUAAAAAAAAAAAAUGUCUUGUUAAUAUGUAAUUUUUAUCUCUGACGCCUUGUUUUUACCAUCAUAAACAUUUCAUCAGUUAUAUCUUCAUGCACUCUCAUUUUUAAGUGCCGGUCUCUUGUCCUUCUCUCCGUCAGGGAAUUACUACGGCACACCUCGGCCUGUGCACAUCAGCCCAGAAAGCCCCCCCAUCACCUACCAGGAGCACCGCAACCUGCUCCGAAACUUCCGCACACGCAGCAAAUCGCUCAGCAACCUGGAGAAGGCUGCAGAGGAGGGCGAGAACAGCGAGGAGGACUCGGGCCUGUCAGGCGAGUAUCAAUACAACGACGAGAACACUAAUGUAAACCUGAAGGAGAUGUGAAGAGCUGUUCGACUGCUGACAGUAUCAUAAGAGGAGUAUUGUUGUUUUACAGAUAUCGACAGUCCAACACGUCUGAUAAGCUCUGCACAGCAGCCCGCAGCUAAAUACCGCAUUGUCCCCUCUAUCUAUAGCUUCAGUCUCUGAUACCCAAAUGAAUCAAUCAUCUGCGCGAUUAGUAUGCUCGAAACUCUCAGAGGCGCUGUGGCCUCAUUGAUUUCUGGACCGCCUCCAAAGGAAGGUCAGACUGCGCGGGGUCGAGCAGACGAGGGGGUAAGCAGAGAGGCGAGGAUGCACACAUGGAGGUCAUGUAAAGAGGAAGUUGGAAGGGAGAAGUAAAUUAGGUUACGCCAAUAAGCAGCACAUGACUUGUUUUUCUGUAAUUGGAAUAAAGUUUAUUAUUGAUUGAAAGCAGGUAACUGUUAAGAAAGCUGGUCUGUGUCGUUUGCAUAUUGAUGCUUUUAUUAGAUAUACAAAAGCAAAAAAGAUAAUCAGAAACAAGACAGACUGCUUUAAAAUUGUGACUUUUUUCCAAUUUACACAAAAUAUUUACAAGAAAUAACACAUUUGACUGUCAGAAGGAGGCAGCAAGAUUACAUUUGAUGAAACUUUUAUGAGACUUAAAGCUCCUGUGAGUUUUUUUACAUUCAUGAAAUAGGCUAAAAUUCAUAUUGAUGCUUUUUUAUGAUAUACAAAAGCAAUGAGGAUCAUCAAAAACAAGACGGACUGCUUUAAAAUUGUGACUUUUUUCCAAUUUACACAAAAUAUUCAUAAGAAAUAACAUAUUUGACUGUCAGAAGGAGGCAGCAGGAUUACAUUUUAUCCUGUUUAAGCAUGUAGAGGAAAAGAAAAGCGAAGACUGCUUUGUCCACAGGGGGGCGCCAGAAUAGACACCAACUGAAAGUUCCUCACUGGAGCUUUAAAAAAAAGCCAAUGUAUGACAGACGAUAUAAUGAAAUGUCUGUUUACUGAUGCCUCUAAUUACUCAAAAUGUUGAUUCAUUUCAAGACUUUACAACCAAGACUUUUCGAAGCGUCAUCUGCGCUCAAAUAUGAAUGUGGUGAGUUUGAGAGUUAAAGAAAUGAGGCGACAACAAACUCGAAAACCACAGGAGAAGUUUGAGAUGAGACAGUGAGAGAAAGGCAGCAACACAGAGUAGUGGUGGCAGUGCAUGCAGAUAGGGGGGGCUGAGGUUUUGCAAAGGUGGAGGCAGGGAGCCAGAGUGGUACACGAGAUAAGAGCGGAAAUGUGUGGGAGGGUGUAAACGCAGGCAGAGGUCCAGAUAGUUAGAGACGUGCUCCAAACAGGCAGGUAGGGCAGCAGGCAGCCUGCACCAGGAGGGGGAUUUAAAUGCAGGAUGCAGACCAGAUGAAGUUUGAGAGAGCCAUCCAACACCCUGACCUUUGCUGAGUCAUCUUCUGAAGUGAUACUGCGUGGGUGGAGGGCUUCGGCAGCACUUGUCGUGUGCGGCAGGACUCGGGACGCCUCUUGUGGUGUUCGACAUCUCUCAGAUCCACGCUGGAGCUCACAGCUGAAGGACAGCUCCAAGGACAGCUCGGCAUAAAAUAUGCUUAUUUUUCGAGUGCUGGUGGAGUGGCACGCAUGGUGACAUGCUCAGCCUCCUUAGAGAGACGACCGAGAUGCUGACCUCAGUCCUUUUUUCCCUGACAGCCCCUCAGUGGAAUUGCCACCAUCAGGUCCUUAAGGAUUGCAGGAGAAACUUUCUCACCUUCUGCCGCGGGUAAAUAAUGACUCCCCUGUCCAAUUUAGAUUUCUCACUCUCUCUCUUGUCACUUUAAUUACAGGAGGCUCUGCAGGCGUCAGCAACUCGGCCCCACACAGACACAGAUCCCCUCGGCGGCCCAGGACGUCCAGCGGCGGGGAUGGACGAGUCGUAGAGAACGGGAUCAUCGGGGGCAGGAGCAACGCCAGGGUGAGACGUGCGAUGCCUGAUCACUGGGAGCUGGCCUUCAGUGACCCAGGAGAGUCGCACUAUGUGGAGUGAGUGUCUGCCUCGCCUUGAUACCUUCUCUUUUACUACAUGAGAGAGGUCAUCUCGCCCUCUCAUCCAAGUCAACCAUGUGAAUGUGUUCGUUGAAUUGCUCUGACUUAAAUGCAGCUUCUUCUUCUUCUUCUUCUUUUAUGCGAACUUGUCAUGACUGUCACUGGCAGGCGUCUCUGUUUCUGAGUGCAUUGAAAUCCAGCGCUGUCAUAUCCACUACUAUUAUGUUUCUGAAGUGGCAGGCUUUUCAUUCGCUUUCCCCCCUUUGUGUUUCCAAGACGCAACCCAAAGAGGACCAGCUGGCAGAGUGCUCGAGCGUCAAGCCGGGAGACCGUCUACAAAAACGAAUGUGAGCCUCUUUUGUUUGUUUCUUUCUUUUCCCCCCCGUCUCCUCUCUCUCUCUCUUUUUCUCUGGAUGCAAUUAUUUCAACACCGCUGACACAUUUAACCGUUCAAGGGCCUAAAUGAAGCUUCAUAUUUGUCAAGAACGGAGGUACGAGACAGAGGCAGCUUGUUAGCGUCAAAUGAGAUGGAAUGAGCUUUUAGCCGAACAGAGACAUGUAAGUGAUUAAGGCCUAAAGCUUGGAGCUGCUGGCGAGGAGCCAGACGCACUGCUGAGGCAGCCGGGGUCGACACGUGGACGGCACGUGACCCGCCAACUUAAUUUCAUAAUUUGGUCACAUGAUUCGCAGUUAAAAGAACAAGAGCGCAAUCUAGUUUUGAAGUCUGCAUGACAGAGCUGGUUGCAAACUGCUUGAAACACAUCUAUUUGAAAGCCCCCAGCUCCUGUCAGUGAGACGCAGUACAUGUCUCUCACCAGCAGGCGGCGAUCUAAACUCCAGUUUGGCCUCAUUUACCUGCAAGAGGAAGGAUUUCUGCAAAAUCUGAAACUAAGAUAGAUAGAUAGAUAUACUUUAUUGAUCCCAAACUGGGAAAUUCUCUUGUUACAGCAGCAAAAAACACAAAAUAAAAUUAAAUAUAAGAAGAAGUAAGUACAAUGCAGACUAAAAAUACUUGAAAUACUAAAUAUAUACAAUAAAUACAGACAAUCUCAACAUCCUAAGAGAAAAAAGUGAGAUAUGAAAAAUGAAAUGAGUAUUAAAUAUGAAAUGCAGAAUAUACAGAUGUAAUGAUAAAUAAACAGACAAUUUAAGGUGCUCAGUAAUGUGAUGUGGUAGGAGUUUUUAAAAAUGGACUAUACAGCAGACAGAUGUGAGUCCCUGUCUGACAGAUGUUAGUUAUUAAACAGUGCAAUAGCUUGUGGCAGGAAAGAUUUCCUGUAUCUGUCCCUUCGACGGCGGAGCUGCAACAGUCUGUUGGAGAAGGAGCUCCGCUGUCUGUCCAGAGUGAGGUGGAGAGGGCGGUCAGGGUUAUCCAUGAUGGAUAACAGUUUGGUCAGUGUCCUCCUCCUCUAAGGGGGUCUAAACUAAGUAUUUGGAAGUUUGCACAUUUAUGCAUUUUGGAAUGAUUUACAAACUGAGUGCUAUAGCAGAAGUUCAAGUCAGAAUUGAUUUUAAUUGAUCUAUUUUUUAAAGAUUUUCAGAUACAAAGUAAAAGCAAUUAAGAAGGCAGAGUUUUCAAAACAGAUAGACACAGUUUUGAUGCAACAUUUCCACCAAAAGCUCUAGAGAUUGUGUGCAGAUCUACUUCUAUAUAAUCUGGAAAUCAAUUUGCACUACUCUAACCUCAUUUUAACCCCCCAAACCAAUUAGCUCUAACUGUUUAAUCUAAAAGAACAGGUCUGAAAUGGUCAUUUUCUCAUCUUCUUCCCGUCUGUUUGUGCUUCUGUCACAUCCAGGGUUCACAGACCUGCCCGGGGAGCUCAGAGGCUUCCCUGUGCACACACACAUCACCAAGGGCUCCAGAGGGUUCGGCUUCAAUAUCGUCGGAGGAAGCAGGCCGAGAGAGUUUCUCCAGGUGUACAGCGUGACUUCGAGUGGACCCUCAGCGCUCAAGACAGGUAUAUUUAUCGUGAACGUGAGGCGAUUACUGAAUGUGAAAGCUAGCUGACGUGUUUGCGACAUCAAAAGGUGGGAUUUUAAAGGACAGAGAGGCCGUACUUACCAGGAUAUUAAUAGAAACAGUACAAGACUUUCCAUAACUCCACAGUGAGAGCUGCAGCUACGGACAUCUUGCAAAACAUUUUUAAUCAGCUGUGUGUUUUAACAUCUUAUCUCCAGUUUUCCGUCUCCGCUCUCUGGGAUUAUACUCCUGUCAUUUUCUGAUCUCCGACAGCAACUCUAUAUCACAAUCAGUCCCUAAUCCUCAGGGCCAGCACGCCAUAAUCAAGCUAUCAUAACACGUGCAUAUGCAACGGUACGCGUCCGCACUCACACGCACACGCACACACACACUCACAAAUACCCGGGCAGGCUGAUAUUACCACUUUAUCAACCUCAUGCACAGGCUGUCUCUGCAGGGACUGAUCUAGUUCAUAUCUGCUAAUAGGCUGGUUUAGAGGGAUUUGUUGGUUGGAUUAGUCACCGCCCACACAAAACACAUGAUUGUGUUUCAUUUGCAAACUACACUCGUCUGCACACUGCAUUUGAAACGGUCGAUAGAGUUGAAGCAGACACAUACAAAUAUACAUUUCACCAAAGUAAAAACUGCAGUUAUGUCUUAAAUUGAAAGGUGUCAAGUUUUAGCAGCUGGACUCUUCUUCUACUGAGUUAUGGUGUUUUAGGUUUGUGUUUGGCUUUGUUUUGCUGAUUUAGACAAGGUUUUCUCUGGAAAAGAAGUGUUGUUGGGAUGUCAGUAUAUGUUAGAGAAGAGUAUAAAGAAGUGCUGAUAACAUUCAGGUGUUAUUUCUCUUCUUUAGAGUGGCGAACACCACGUCCAUGAUUCCUUAAAAGAAGGUCAGGGUUUAAUUUGGUAGACAAUAUUUAGCUUCAUCUCAGUCCUUCUUAAAGGAGCCCAGAUAUAUUGCUAUAAUCUCUGGAUUAAUAGCUUCCUGUUUGUGGUUUGAAUGUGUAUUUAUGAAUACAGCAAGAAACUGUGUUCACAUACAAUGGGUUUUUGAGAGUACUACAGCGUCAUGUCUAAUUUUUACUCAGUGUCACCUGAAGACCGUAAGGUCGCAGCAAUCCUGUGAUAGUUUUGGGCCUCAACCUUUUUUACAGAGAAGUUUCUGCAGAUUCUCUGAUUUUUUAAAACAUGAUCACAUCACCCCAGUUCUGGCAUCCCUUCAUUGGCUUCCCGUUCAUUUUAAAAUUUUAUUUUUUGUUUUUAAAUCUUUGGACGGAUCAGCACCACCAUACAUCUCUGACCUCUUAAAUGUUUAUACUCCCUUCAACUCGUUGUCCCUAAAACACGUUUGAAAACCUGUGGUGACCGAGCUUUCUUGGCUCCCAAAUCGUGGAACGAAUUGCCACUCCAGAUCAAAACAUCCCCUAGUUUUUCAUUUAUUUUAUUUCAUUUUAAAUGUUUUUUUUUUUUUACCUGCUUUUAUUUAUUUCCUUGUGAUGUUUUCUGUAGUCUUUGUUCUUUUAAAUUGUACUGUGCAGCACUUUGGCAAACUUGAAUGUUUUUAAAAUAUGCCAAAUAAAUAAAACAGAUUGGAUUUUUUUACUAAUAUUAUAAGUUUUAGACUACAGGAGGAUUUUCCCACUUUUUUCUUUGUUUUUUUUUAUUUUAAGCUGAAAAGUAUGACUGAAAGUGUUGAACUUUUGCUCAAACAGUCUCUCACAGACUGGUAAACCUCUUCUCCUCUUUACCUUUGACACAUUUGACCUCUCUUAAAGUCUUUUAUUACUUAGACCAUUCACUAGUCUCUUCCAAAGUUCAACUUUUUGAUUGUUUUGUUGUCCUAACUGUCCUAAAAAAAAUUAUGAUCAGUGUCGUCACUCAAUACUUUGUCUCCACAUUAUUUUCUUUGUCUUUUUUGUCGUCAACAGCGGACAUCCUGGUGUACAUCAAUGACGUUUGCGUGUUGGGAGUGUCUCACAGAGAGGUGGUCGAGAUGCUCAAGUCAGUGCCUGUCGGCCACGCUGUGGACGUCGAGGUUAGAAGAGGGUACCCCAUGCUCUACAACCAUGACGGCUGUCCCAAACAGCCCCCGCCACAAAUACUAGACAACGGGGACCCCCUCCUUCCACCCACCACCACCCAGCCUCAGCCUCUACACCAACUACCUCGCCUCACGACGCCCAGCCCCCAGCCCCAGCACUUUACUUUCAACGGGGUCCACAGCGACGUGUACCGCUUAGAACCAGGUGUCAGUCUGGACGCUAACGGAAACGCCAUGUCCUUCAUCAGACAGCCGUCGUCAUACAGACGCUCCAGUUUGAGCAACGCCACCUCCUCUGCCCCCAUGCGUCCGCCGAGGUCCAACAGGAGUUUAGCCAGGCUGCAGUCCAUGGACCCCACACUCGCCAGUCAGAGUGACAGCGAGGUCGUUUCAGCCAUCGGCUCACACAGGUACGAGAUUCACACUCAGAACUAAAGACUAAAGAAGGAUUUAUGUGUGGUGGAAAACUUGAAAAGAAGCUGCAUGAACUUUGACUCUCAUACACGACACAAUCUGAAAAGGCUUUUUAAAAAUAAUGCUGCAGUUUGCCAGGUCAUAUCAUCAUCAGUUAAUUUGGACGUCAAUAAAUGGAAUGAACUGAGCGCCAUUCAGGUCUAAAAAUGAUUUGAGUUAAGCACAUGAGCUUCAAGGGUACAGGACAGAGGUCAAAUUAGGAAAAAUAGAUAAAUGACUGUCCAGGUUAUUUGAGAACAAAGUUUAUAAUGAAAAGGAUCAGUCUGAAAUUAAAAACUAAGGCUUUCUGAGGCGGUACAGAAAUGUGUAAUUAUCCAGGAUGUGUCAUUUCAACUCACCAGAGUCUUUAUUAGGACAUAAGAGAAGAUAAAACAGGAGUUUAAAUACAACUAGGGUGUCAAGUGAUGGUAUUUACCUGACACUUAAAGCACAAAUUACAAUUUUGACAUUAUUUUCACAACUUCUGUCUCAUCAGUUUGGCCAUAAAAUGUUUAAAAUGAGGGAAAAUGUUUUUAAAAUUAAUAGUUUUUGUCUAAUCAACCAUUUAGUUCCCAAAGACUCAUCAUAAGGUGAUGUAAAUAGUAAAGAAAACAGAAAAUAGACACAAUUUAGUCGUCAAAACUGACAAAUGUUGAGCGCUUUUUGCAUAAGGAUGACCAAAAACUAUUUAUUUGAAAUUGAAUAUUUUUUACUUUUUUUAAAUAUUAAUACUAAUAAACUUUGAACCUCCACAUUUAUGAUUAAUCUGGUUGUUGGUAUUUGUGUUUAGGAGCACAAACAAAAGUAUCAGUGGAUUUUGAUUAAUUAAUUCACUAUUUAGUCUCCAAAUAUCUGUGAGAGAGAAGUCAUGUUAACUUAUUAAUUAUCUUCAGGUUUUAACUCCUUUCUUUGUUUUUCAUCAGGGCGUCGAUGAUCCGUAACCACAACAACAACUCCCUCUCAACACCCCCUAAUCCUCUACGUUACGGCACCUUCAAAUCAUCAGAAAGCGACCUGUCCACCUGCACCCUCUCCGGGUCCCGCCUGCCCCUCCCUCAGUCCCCCAGGAGGCCCUCCACCUCCCCCGGCGGCCCCUACAGCGCUCGCGCCCGCCUCUUCAGACCGCACACAGCUUCACACCUCCGACCUCCUCCCACGCCUGAGAGCCCGCACCACCGCGGGUACAACGGCUAUCUCGGCAACACCAGCCCCACCGCCAGUCCUAGCAGCGUGUCCUCUCCCGGAGCGAUGAGCAUGGGCAGUGGGAUUGGCAGUUUGAGCGGAGGGGAGCUGGUGCCGGUGGCUUUGGCCCAGACUGAAGGAGACCAAGGACUCGGCUUCAGUUUGACCGCCGGGGGUCCAGGAGGGAGGAUGACUAUCGUGAAGAGAGUCUGGGACAGGAGGCAGUGCAACUCCCUGCAGCCAGGGGACGCCAUUAUCAAAAUCAAUGGAGCGGAUGUCCAGAGUCUCAGCUUCUCACAGGUAAAGGAAGACCAGAAGGGAGGGAGUAAUCAGCUCAGAAGACAUUUUAAAUCCACUUUUUCUUUGCCUGAAUUUAUCCAUCUUUGACAAACUCUAUUGUGAAAGUGUUCCCAAACACUGCAGUACAUACAAACAUCAUUUUCUGCUAUUUCUGUACUCUAAUAAGUCAUUGCCUACUAUUUUUCUCUUGCUGACAGGUUCAAACGGUUCUCCUGGAGCACACCAGACAAGCAGAAGUCGUCUUGUUGGUUUACAGAGGAGGUAAAUUGGCGUACAUCUUUGAAGAGUCGCUGAGUUUUGAAUAAAAAGUUCCUCUCUUCUGAUUUUAUUCCACUUUUUCUGUCUCAUUAUCAGGCAUCUAUCACUCAGCUGUCUCCCCUGGCACCCUCCGAAGACUACCCCCGCCUCUCCUCCGCCCACCUCCUCCACCUGUUAGUUCAGAAACCUCCUCUCUGCUCCCAGAAACUCUGCCUUUGCCUCGCACUUCCAUCAGCACCCCUCCGGCCUCCCCAGCCAAGAUGCGCACCUCUCUGAUCCAGAGCACCAGUUUCCUCGAGUCGAUUCCGGUGACCCUGACCAUGGAGCCCAAAGACUGGAUCAACACGGGCCUGGAGGACGAGGCGAGCGGGGUCACGGUGCCUGAUUCGAGUCUGGACAGGCAGGGCGGUGAACGAACUCGGCCGCUUCGAGGUUUCGAUGUGGAGCUGAGGAGGAAACCCGGAGAAGGCUUUGGUUUCGUCAUCGCCUCUCAGGACGUGGAGAACGGCAAAGGUGAGAGUCGUUUUCAUCACGUUUAUCGAGUUAAACUUCUUUAAACUGUAAAACUUUUUUAAUCAACUGAUCUGAGGAAGAACUGGACGGCCAUUACGUGUUAUAAACUGGACGCUUCUGGCCCAGUCGAACCAUUUGGUUACUUGCCCGGGGAAACAAGCUUUAUUUGGAUGCCCUUGUGGACAAACGUACCAUUAAGUAAUUACAGAUUAAAAAGUGGCCGCUGUGGCUGCACGCCACUGGAUGAGUCAUGAUGCAUCAUCGAAAAAACUCAGGAAGUCACAGCUUCCUGGAAAAAAAAGAACUGGCUCAUCCUUCCCAUAAAACUGCAACAUGCCUCAGAGCGCGACAGUCUCUUUAUUGAUUGAACAAACACGAUUUGAUGUGUGUGUCAGUGAAGUCCAGGGCGCUGAUGAGGCAGGCUGUGUUUUCUAAUGAGUUAGCGUGGCUGGAUGUUUACUCCGUUUAUCUUCUUAUUUUCCUUUUGCCAAACUAAGAAAACAGGAACACACUUUUGUUUUUGUGAUAUUUAGCUUUAAAAAUGUGUUUGAAAUAAGUGAGAUAUCAUAAUUGUGUCAAAGUAUAUUGGACAAAGCUGAUUGUUUAAAACACAUGGAUUAUACCAGCAGGGUUGGAAUUUCCAUACUUUUCCAUAACCUAAUUUUUAGAAUUAUUUUUCAAAAUACCUGCUUUUCUAUUUUAGAAAACAGUAUUUUAGAACUGUGGUAAUAGUCUGGAAACAUAAAUAUUUACUCGUACUUUAUUUUCCAUACUUUUUAAGAUCUGGAAAUUGAUAAAAUGUAUUUCCAUACUUUCCAUACUUGCAUAGGAACCCUUUACCUGGAUGGGCUGCCCAAGUAUAUUUUUAUUUACCAAAGUAAAUUCACACAGUUUUCAGUUUUUACGAUCUCAGUCUUGGAUUAAUGAUUAAUAUCAGUGCUGUAAGUGAUGCUCAAAAGGUCAGAAAAGGCAAAGAAAAAUAAUUAAAGCUGAAAAUAAGUUAAAGCUCCUAUGAGCGGCUUCCAGUUUGUGUCAGUUUUGGCGCCCCUUUGUGGACAAAGCAGUCUGUGCUUAUUUUUCUCAAAUAAUGUCUCUCAUUAUUCUGGCUUUUAACAGUUAAAUGCACCAUUAGUUGUGUGAAAAAAAGUGUAAAAAGGCUGUUUUUUUAGCUGCUCCUCUGACACCUAUCCCCUUGGAAGUCAGAUGUUGGAGCUGGGAAUAAUGUUACACCCGAGUUGACAGCGUUCCAGUUAAAAAGUAGGAAAACCAAGAUGGACGCCUACAGUUACCCGUUGUCAGCUGUUGUUUACGAUUGUCAGCUGUCGUUGCCUGUUGUCAACUGUUGUUAGUUGUUGUUAGCUAUACCAGUUUUAAAUAAUGUACAACAAAGUACUUUACUCUACAAACACUAUAGCAAUGUUCACGGUAAGACGUUGGGUAGCAAAACAUAUACCACUUCUUUAAUUUCACAAAAGCAAAACAGAAGUGCUAAUAAAUAAAACAUUACAAGAGCUUUUACUGUUACUCUUUACUGUUGAUGCACUGUGCUGUCAAAUUGAAUUAUGACGUUGUCGUCAAGUUGGGGUUGGUGAGGAUCGUCCUACUUUCCGAGUCUGAAAUCUGACUUCAGUGGGGCGUUCCAGAUGAAUUUCCAACUCGAGCUUUAAAAUCCUGACUUCCGAGUACAACUAGAACGCAACAUGAAAUUUACCAUGUAAACAUUUUAAUUGUCGUCACUUAUGGUCUUGUUUACUAUUAAAAAGUCAUCAGUCUAAAUUUCAGUCAAUUUCAUGAGCAGCAAAAACUCCUCACAGGAGCUUUAAGCAAGUUAUUUAACUCAUACACUCGAUAAAGUUUAAGCUCGCCCCCCUCUGCUUUAUCUUCUGUUAUUGUAGGAACAUAAAGAGUGCUGUUAGGUGUUAUUUCUAAAUGUCAGUCUGUUCCUCACUGCUAACAGGUUGCUCUCAGGUUUCAUUUGAACCCGUGCUCUUUUUAAUUCCAUUGUUAGCUUGUUUGUCUCCUGAGCAAAAUGAGCUUUUGUUAAAAGUAUCGCUUGUAUCAGGCUGUAAGCUUCUUUAUCCGCUCUGACCUGACAGCAGGUUGAGGAUUGUUGUUUGUACCGCAGGUGAAGCGAACACGUCCUCCUCUUAUUAGCCUUUAGUGUAGCGCUUCUGAAUAGCAGAUUCAGCCGCAGCAGCCCCCGUGAGUUAUUACCCCGUCCCCCCUCUGCUUUUGUCUUGUACUGGCCGCCCUCUGUUCCAGCAGUGAUGCGGUUCAAUUUGCUUUAUGGGCAGAGCGAACACACAUUAACGUUUUCAUGGGGGGAUUAAGGUUGUAGGUGCACCUGUCUCUGCGGUAUGAAGACCUUCUAUUUCUACCGCGUCCUCAUUUUCCUCCUGUCAUGUCACAGAGAGGAGUCGCCACUAUCUCUCCAUCUCUGCCUCCAUCCUCUAUCAGUCACUCUCUUUUCUCUCCUCUCCUCUCAUCCCUCUCUUAUUCUCCUCCUCUCAAGCUCCCGCCUCCUCUCUCCCUCACUCUCUCUCUCUCUCUUUACUCUGCAGUAAAAGCGUCCAGUCUGGUUUUUCAAAGAUUAAAACUCUCUCUCUCUCGCUCUCUCUUUCUAUCUCUCUCUCCCUCCCUCCAUACCUCUGCCUUCCACCUACCUCCUGCUCUCUCCAUUACUCUUUGAAUGAAAUGCUACACUGAUCGUUUCCCUUUUCGCGGAGGAUCAACAGAGGGGACAGCAGACCUGUCUUUGAGCUCCUGUUGAGUGACACAUGUGAAUCUCAACACCUCGACGCAGCCUGAGGAGGAAUUUAGGAGCUUUUUUUUUGUUGUUGUUUUCAUCUUUUCUUCCCCUGCAGCCAUGCUGGAGAGACUACAGUCUGCUUUGAGAACUGUGAAGGAGUCUAAACGUAAUUAUUCGCCUCACUUCUCGUUUCAUGUUUACUAAGAGGAAUGCUUUGGUGCAGUGUUUCUUGUUGACUUUAGCGCAUGAGGAUAAAGGUUGUAAUUCUGCGUCGCACUCUGAAGUUUUGCUUGACUUUGCAGUGUGAAAGUUCGCUCCACAGGCUCACAUGUUGAUGUUUAAUCAGUCUAGGAGAUAAUAAUCAUGAUUUUGCAGUAUCAAAACAGUAAGGGUGCUUUACGCAGCAGAAGCGUGAUGUUAUAAUGAGGUGGAGGUCUCUUUGUGAGCUGCACAGACAGCAACAUGAAUGACUGACAGCUACCUUUAGCAGUGCUGAGUUCAGCACUACCCAACCUGCACACUCUCACACUCCUGCAUGAAUGAUCCUGCUAUAGAUCAACAGCUCUCCCUCUCUCUCCGACACGUACUAUGCAUCUGCAGGCUGCUGUGGGGACGUCUACUCUGCAGAGAGGGGGGAUAUUCUGCUUUAUUUCUUACGGUAGCUGAGAGAGGGAGGGGGGGCUGCUUUCACUCCUGAGCGGUGAUCAUUGCGGUGUUAUAGGCUGCCUGGAUAGAUGGCUGCUGGGCAUACCGCAGUGGGAUUACUCUGGACAGGAGAACAUGUAGAGCCAGAGGAAAAGACACUCAUAUAAAGCAGUCCAUUUGGAUGCAUCUGUGUGUGGUUUAAGCUACGUACGAAUGUGUGUGUUUAUGUGUGUGUAAAUGUGUGUGUGGCUGAGUACAUCUGUCCCAAUCCCUCUGCGUGUGAGUCACUGUGUGUGGCUUUGUGCACGUGUUUGUGCGUGCAAAAUUAUGACGUGUGUGUGUGUGUUCAUGUGUUUGGCCACUGUUGAUGUCAGAGCGAUGUAUUAUGCAUGUUAAGAAGACUAUUUGCAAAGCUGCCUUGGCUUUGAUUUGACCUGAUUGCUGCUUCUGCCUGGGUCACCCAGAUUAGGCCCAGAUUGGAGAUGGGUCUCUGGAUACACGCUGUACAUUUCAGCGGGAGUGUGACAUAGAUUUAAUUGUAUAUUCUUAGAUUUUAACUCUGUGAACGAUCACGUCAUGGCGCUCUGUAAGACAAUUCUUUCUCCAACCUCACAAAGAUGCAGAAUUACUGCGAAUUACUCCGUGCCUCAGCUGAGUGAGAGUCCCAGCGUGAUUCUGCUGCCUGAUGGGUUACAUAAGGCCACCGGCGAGACUCUAGAGGAGCCAGCUGUCACCCAAGCAGAGCAUACCCUUAAAGAGGGGUCAGAUAAAGAGCAAUUGGGAGUUUACCAAGACACAGAAAGAGAAACAGAAGAUCGAAUUAGAAGUCUGAGCAGACGGAGACAGACUGUCCGGCUGAAAAGUGUAAGAAGCUUUUUAGUUGGAGAUUAAUGGAGGCAAAUUUUCAGCUACUAGAUAGUUUUUCUUUUUCAACUGGAGUUACGCUUAAUUAAAAGUGUUUUUUUUAUAGAAGAUAAGUCAAAUUAGAUCCACAACUCAACCCUAACUUUACACUGUAUGAAAAACAUGAUUGUGAAUGUGGUCUCUGUGACGUCACCUAUCAGUUUCUGAGGCACAGGAGCAUUUUGUACCUCCUCAGUCGCUUCCAGAGAUUGGUGCUCCAUCUUAGCCUGAAGUGACCAUAUUUGGACAAGAGGGUGGAGAAGUAUUGUUACGCUUUGUCACUCAGUGUCUCCGUCCUGAAUCCCAGUUGAGGAGGUUUGUCAGUAACAGGCAGCCUCACUUUAACUAAGACUAGUAUUUACAAAUCAAUACCAUACUGUAUUAAAGUAGACCUUAAGAAGACUUUUUAGACUUUUUUCGCCUUUUGUUAUGUAAGUAAGAAAGUGAAAAGUUAGUUUAAGUGCUUUAGGUAGAAAAACAAACAUACAAAAAGUUAAAAAAAAAUACCAUGGCUACAUUAGCCACAGUGAAGGUGUGUGAUAAAAGGAGGGAUAAUAGGAGGGAUAAUGAAAUAAAUACCGGUCUGAACAGGUAUUUGGUUCACUGCUAUUCAGGCGCCACCUGAAACGCUUCAUUUUGGCUAACAUUAAUCCAAACACAGCCAGUGGGCGUUACUUUUUACACAGCUUUGUCAUCAUGAAACACCCGAAAAGUUCUGUUUGGACUUUACUUGCUGUUAAAAUGUUAUAGAUUGUGGUUCAGAGCUUUUAUAGUAAGAACAGUCCCAGAUUUCGCUUACGAUCAAACCCAGGUAGGCGUGUUUUUGCUAGAGCGGCUAGCUGACGUCAUGUUGCAUCCGUGUCUUAUAACAGGCUGUUCAGAGAAGGCAGGAAAGAUGCAACUUUUCCUAACAUGAAAUUUUCAAAACGUGACAAAAAAAUAAGGUUUUAAAACUGUCGACUUAACAGAAAGGUAGUAAAUCAGUCCAGAAGUGAAGCUGUUUGCCAUCUAUUGGUAGCCAGAGAAGUCGCCUCCUGCUGGCUGUUAAAAGGACUGCAGGUUUGAGAAGUAGAGGCAUCUCUUUUCUUUUUUUAAUUCACUGAAUUACUCAGUGUUUUCUUUUAUAUUCGUUAAUUGAUUGCACUUCAUAUCUUCACACCUUGUUCUUGAAUCCUGCAGGCCGACUUUAAUCCGAUAAAAAUACUCGAGGAUUAUAUUUGAUCCUUUAAGAAUUGACUCAUGCUAACAUUGAGGAGAAAGCGUGAGCGUUUGACAAAAUGAGGUGAAAGACGUUUUGUAGUGCGAGUAAAAACAAUCAGAUAUUUGCUGCGGGUGUUUUAUGUCUCUGUGUGUCUGUGUGUGUGUGUUUUGUAUGCAGGAGGCGUAGCAAUGCAGACCGACUGCAAGUUGGUGAUUCUUAGAGGAGCUGAGCAAUACAAACUGACUCAGUAAAAAGUGAAGUGUGGAUAUCUUAAGUCUGUUGUUUCGUGAAGUCUGACAGGUCCCUGAUGGGGAAAUUACGCCUGAGAGCUCUUCUACCAUGACAGUUUGUUCUCGAGGAGAAAGACGAAUCAGUGAACAGCGAAUAACACUUCCUGGUGUGUCAGUGGAUGAGGAGAUAGGUUGAUAGAUGGGCAGAUGAAGGAGGAGAGGAGAGUGUUUCAAGGAGACGGGUAAGGGGAAGUAAAAUAAGGCUUCCUGCGUGAGGUAAUUGAUAGAGUGAAUGGUGCCAAAAACGAUCCGCGGUUUAAUUACAGCUUGUUUUUUGGGGAUUUUUGGCGAACAAUCAGGUGUGAUAAAUCGUUCUGCUUUUAAAUCGUGCUUCAUUUGACCUCACUUAAUACUCAUUGAUUCAGUUAAAAGGAAAGUUUGGAGGCUAUUGUUCUCCCACUGCAGCGUCGCAGGACUUCCAGGCUCAUAAAUUACCUGCAGAAUAUUUCAGAUGGUAAUAACGGCGAUUUUUUUCUCUCCCCGCUUCAGCUGCUUCACUCCUCCCACACCGCUUUGUGACCGUCAGACGAGGCAGCCCUGCAGCCAAGAGCGGUCAGAUCCGACCCGGAGAUCGAUUGGAGGCGGUGGAGGGGCGCUCGGUGGUGACUCUGCCACAUCGGGAACUGGCUCAGAUCCUUCGUCGAGCCGGGAACACGCUGCGCCUCACCAUCGUCCCUCGGCCCAGCACCUGUAAGAAGAAACACAAGUAUCCAAGAAACACAAACUGAAAAUGAUCUUUCUUUUUUCUUUUGUGGUGUAAUUUUCAUUAUUGUCUCUUUUUAGAUGCUAACAGCCUCUCAGAAACCAACGAGUUUGAUUCCACUCACAGAAGCAGAAAAGGUCAGAGGUCGCGCCCUAAGGUAAGAGCAGAACUAUGAGCAAUACUUCGCACCUCAAGGUCACUGAGUUGGACAGAUUUUUGCGAUAUCUCAUCAUAUCCCUCUCGUCCUCUUUUACCCAGCGUGACUCCAGGUAUUACAGCGUGGACUUGGAUCGAGGCCCGUCUGGUUUUGGCUUCAGUCUGCGAGGGGGCAGCGAGUACAACAUGGGACUCUACGUCCUGGGGCUGAUGGAAGGGGGGCCGGCUUCACGGAGCCACAAAAUGCAGGUGCGUUUGUUCUCCCAUUUUAAUAAUCAUAAUAAUGCAUCAGAUUUUUACAGCGCUUUUUGUCAGUGACCUCAAAGCCCUUCACAUUGGAUACAUCAUUCAUUCACUUAUGCAGUCAGUUCUUUGACGGUGGUAAACUACCUUAGUAGCCACAGUUGCCCUGGGGCAGACUGACAGAAACAUGGCUGCCAGUUUGCGCCUACAGCCUCUUUGACCACCACACAACACUCACAAUCACACACCGGUGGAGGACACACACUGGGAGCAAGGCAGGUCAAAGGUUUUACACACCAGGAGCGUUUUUUUCAUGCGAUUAUUUCAGGCAUCACAUUUUUUUGCGAACCCGUAUCCUGUCAAUACAAGCGUUCACAUCAGGGACGUUUUCCCGUCCUGCGAUAUUCCGGCAUUUAUUUUUUUGGAUCACGGUUGAAUUUUCUAAAGUUUCACAUACUGUGUGUCCACUUCUGACCAAUCAGAUUUCAUGUUGUUGUGACAUCUGAUUCACCGGUAUAUCCAACAUGGCCGACCGGCUGAUUGUUUACGUGUCGGAGAACAAAGUGCUUUUUGAUAAAAACGACCUGAAGGAUGGUUUGUGUGCUUUAACAGUUUGCUAAACGUCUUUGUUUUAACUUUCAUCUGUGCUAAGUAACUUUAGCUCGUAAGCUAACCUGUUCAGAUACAACAUACCAUAUGUAUUUUCACUGUCUCAAACUCAAUCGUGUUGCUGUCACAGCACCAUUAGGUCUCAGUUGCUACCUUACGUUUAUGGAUUAUAGUUUAAUGUGCUUAUCUGGUACUGGCCCCGACUCAGUACAUGCUAUCAUGACAGACAGCCAUCUCAACACUAGAGUCUAAUCAGAACUGAAAAACACUCAGUCUGCUGUUGUGUCAGUCUUAUUGCUUCCACCCGGGACGCAUCUUUUUUCUGACCCCGGAAAGUCACAAAAUCACGUCGGGCUUGAUGAGUACAGUCAGGCGCAUCAAAAUUCGCCUAUAUAUUUCGCAAUUUCAUGUCCUAUAUUUGCGUUGGUCCCGGUGUGUAAGGACCUUAAGUGUCUUGCCCAAGGACACAAUGGACAGACUAUGGAUAGGAUGGGAUUCGAACCACCAAUGUGCCAAUUAUUAACCGACCGCUCUGCCUCCUGAGCUACUGCCGCCCUAAGAAAGAUUUUAGAGUCUGUCUUUCUUUGUAUACAACUACUACGACUCAGAACCUGCUACAAUAAUCCAGAACCCAUCUGAGGCUCAGACACAUCCACGCUCAGAACUCUAAAUCCAGUUUGCAAGAGUUUGCAUUUUCAAUUUUGACCUUUGCAGCAGAAAAAUCCAAUUAGAGGAAAUCCCCAAAUUUCAAUCUCUGCAAUCCCCGAGAGGGUUAUUGUUUUAUGAAGUUGCUUGCCAAAAGCCUCAAAUACUGUGGUGGCCAAAUGAGGACUGACCGUUUUAACCGUGCAUCCUAAGACCCGCUUUUCUGACCAGUACCAAGAGCUGCGAGCCUCAACAAAGCUGAGAAACAAAGCACAGAUCACCCAAAGGUGAAGAAGCUGAGAAAGGAAAUCAUUUAACUCUUUCAGGCUUUGGUUCGUCAGCAUAACCUCUCAGGUGGAGCUUUUUCUCGACUGCAAGGCUUUGACUUCAAGUUCUCUGUCGAUACGGCUCAUAUUAGCGUCACCUGGAUAUUGAUUGUAUGUUCUGUCAGAAGGAACACACAGUCCUCACAGCCCGGGAAACUGAGUAACACUAGAUGUACAAGUACAGAAGAAGGAGCCGGACCUGGAAGAAAAACUCCCCUGAAUCGAAAUGAUUAUGUAGUUGUUGUUUUGAAACACAGCUGCUGCUCCUUCUGCAAUAAGAAACCUUUCUUUGGGGUAUUUAAGCGAGAUGAAACAUACCAUAUAUUUAAAGUCCCGCUGUUGUGGGUGUUUUGUUCAUGUGUUGCAGGUCAGUGACCAGCUGGUGGAGAUCAACGGAGACAGCACAGCGGGGAUGACGCACAGCCAGGCGGUGGAGCAGAUCCGCAGAGGAGGCCACCGAAUCCACCUGGUGCUCAAGAGAGGAAACGGCUACGUGCCAGACUACGGUGAGAAAGAGGAGAAAGAGGAGAAAGAGGAGAAACAGUGGGAGGGUAAGGAGAGGGUUGAAACUGAUUGUGUUCAAUGUGUGUUUGCAGAAGAGAAUGAAACAGCAUGGAAACUUAAAGUUAAAGUUAAAUGUAAAAAAGAGAAAACCUUAUUUCUUGCAUGCACUGUGUUUGUCUUGUCUUGGGUGUUUAAUCUUCUCUGGGACUGAUCUUUAUAAAAGCAUAACCAUCUUUUCUAAUCUCCUUCUUUCUUUCUUGUGUUUCACUCUGUUAACCCCACCUUCUUCUUCUUUGGUUUCUUUGGAUUUUGGCCUCUCUUGGGUUCCCUUUUUUCUUUCUUCUGUCUCUCGCUCUUUCCUCCCUUUCUCCUUUCUCUUCUCUCUCUCUCUCUUAGUGGAGCUCUCCAGUUUGUCUCUUUGUAUGACCAACUCCAAGCUAGGCGAGCCUUGCUUCUAUAUCAUUGGACGGACCGAGAAUACGCGGUUGGUAAUGGUUCCUGUUAGUUCUCCCAUUUUCUGUCUCUCUACAGUCACCUCUGCUAACCUCUGCAUUAUGUCUUCUCAGCUAAAGAUACGCUGUAAAAAUGUGCUGUGUUACUCUGCUUUCUUGUUCCCAUUGAAAUGUCUCUAAAAAGACUUGUAAGCAGAGUCUAUUAAGUUCAGCUCUAAAAAAGAUUUGAAGGACGAUUUGUGAAAUGUCGAUAAAAGCAGAUUUAGAUGAUUUGCACUUCAUUGAAAUCCUAGUUUGGUUGAAAAUACGACAUAUCAAGUGAUGAAACUGAAAAGAGUGUUUUAUUCAGAAAAUAGGCUCACUAUUUGAUACCAGCAACAAACUUCAAAAAAGUUUGAAACGGAGACAAUAAACCCUGAAAUACUCGAGUAAUGCUGAAUAAAACUGCAUGAGGUUCUUCUACUAACCAGUUAGGUUAUUACGCAAAAUGUUAGUAACAUGACUGGCCAAACCCACUGAGCAAUAGACGACUAUUAGACAUCUAGUUUUUAUUUUAGACCGUCUAGAUUCUGUAUAUUUUUUAUAUAAGUUUAGACGUUGCACUUUAACCCGUUAUUCGAUAACUAUUUUUAUUUCAAAAAGCAACUGUGAGUUGCAUAACUGAUCUCCAAGUACUUAACCAAAAUAAUUAUGAUAGCCGUUGAGCAAUAUACAGUGUAGUAAAGAUAUAGCCCAGAUUUAGACUUGGUCUAAACUUGGUCUAGCCUGAUUUUAGACCAAUUGUCUCAGCUACAUUUAGAUGUCUAUUAGACCUCUUUUAGACCAAAAAAUGCUCAGAAGGGUUGAGUCUUUCAGAAGUAUUGAUAGGAAAAUGUUCACCGCUUUGUGAGAGACUGCGAGAGCUGAAGUUCAACACAUACAAAAUGUGCUCCUCAGCUUAAAACUGCAAAGAACUUAUGAAGAAUCUUUGUUGUGAUCUUUGGAUCCUCGUGUGUACUGCAGUGAUAACAGACAUGACUCUGUAGUGGACAUCACUGCAUGGGCUCAAAAACAGUCUGUAAAUGCAGUUUAUAGCUGCGUCCACAGAUGUGAGUUAAAGAAUAAGAACAAGAAGAACUUUAUUAAUCCCUGAAGGGAAAUUCAAAUUCUGAGCCAUGCAAACAGAAAAUCAUUUAUUGAUAAUCUAGUAAUCAAUCAAACUCUGUGGGCCUCAUUUCAGAGAGUCCAGAUGUAAACACAGGGUUCCUACACACUUGGAAUUUCCAUACUUUUCCAUACCCUACUUUUUAGAUUUAUUUUAGGAAAUACCUACGUUUCAAUUAUAGAAAACAGUAUUUAAGAACUGUGGUAAUAGUCUGGAAACAUAAAUAUUUGUCCAUACUUUGUUCUUCAUUUUUCAUACUUUUAAGACCGGGAAAUUGAUCAAACUACUUCCAUACUUUUUUAUACUUUCCAUACUUGCUUAGGAACCCUGUAAACAAUAAGAUUUUUCAGUUUCAACAUUUGACAUGUUUUCUCUGCACAUGAGGUUAAAACAAUUUACAAACAUCAUAUUUUUCACAGCAUCUUUUCAUGAUUUGAAGUUGUAAUAGCACUUUUUAUCCAUUUUUGAGGAGCAUACUAAGAGGGUAGAUGUGUCUCAUGUUUGAAACAAAGCGUUUUCUGCAGGUUGCUCUCAAAAAAGAGGAGCAGCUGUUGUUACGCAAGCAAACUAAUGCCAAAAAUCCCCUAAAUCAAAACAGUUUCUGGAUUUCCGAGCUCUUUAAUAAGAGAUUAUAUAAAUCUCUCUCCGCCAGAGAUUUCCUCUCAUUUACCUGCUCAUUCAGUCUGUUCUCUCUCCUCCUCUCUCUGCCUCCUUCUCUCCUCAUUACAUGUGUCCAGGCCGUGA